GAGGGGGAUUGGCUGAAGCCGGACAUCUACCUCGCGUCGACUCCACAGGCGAGGCGGCGCGUGCAGCUUUGAGAGAAGGGGCGGGGCCUGCCGUCUGCAGCCGCCCCGGGGGAUGGCGGGGAGAGAGGCUGGCCGCUUCAGAAGCGGGAGCGGUGGUGGGCGGGGGCGCUCCACCGAAUCCGACCCGCUCCGGUUCUUUGGGGUUCCGUCCGGAGAAGCCUCGCGGCGGGCUCGCGCCAGCCUCUGCUCCCCGCCCCCGUUCUGCUGAUGGGCAGCUUCCUCCCCGCUGCGCUGGGCGAGGGGUGGGUCCGGGGAGGGAAGAGACCCAGGCCCUGCUGGGCGGGGAGCACGCGAGCCCCAACGGGGACUUUCUCCCCUUGAAAGCGGGGCGGCGGGCAGAGAGGAGCGCCAGGAAGGGAGGGACUCUCCUCCUCGCACGGUCCCAGCCAGCGCGAAGCAACUUUCUUAGCCGUGCAAGUCCUCGGACUCUGCAAGCCGAGCUUCUCGCAGCCUAACGGAGGCGCCUCUUCGCGCAUUCAGGGAGCGAGACGUAUUUUAUUUCGCAAUAUUUAUAUAGCGCUUGGUUGCAACAAAGCCGCGAAGCGCUUCUCGGCACCCGGCCAUUAUAAUGAGGGCUGGCGGGUAAGAAGGGAAGUGGGGGAAAGGAGCAGGACAAGACCCCGAUCAGCGCUGCCGCCGCCGCCUUCCGAUAUUCCUUUGACUCUUCUGGGGAGGAGGAGGAGGAUGGCGGCCGCCUCGGAGAACUGAGUCCCGGGAGAGCGAGGAGUGGGGAUCUCUUUCUGACAAUGGCCGACCGAGAUGGAGAGGUGAGGUGGGAUGGGCUGUGCAGCAGGGAGCGCAGCGCCAGAGACAGCGCCAUGGAGAGCAUAAGGCAGGCGGUCCUGAAGAAGAGCGAGGCGGUGGCUCCGGCCAAAGAAGCCGCGUCUCCUCCGGCGUCGCCAGCGGCGGAAGGGCUCUCGCCGCCUCCCAGCGGGGCUCGUGGCGGGCUGAACGAAAUGCUCGCCCGCCUGCUGAUGCUGUCCAAGAGGUGCCCCUUCCGAGACGUGCGGGAGAAGAGCGAGGCCAUCCUGAUGAGCGUUCAGGUAAAUGCCCGGCUCCUGUGCUUUCCUCGGGGAGCGUCUCGAAGUUUGCAACUCUUUCCCUUGGAAUAAGUUUCGCUGAGUUCUGAAGGCCUUGCUUCUUUCUGCCUGGGUGUCUUCAGGACGAAAGUUUUGUGUGUGCGUGUUUAGAUGGCAAGACAAGGCGCUCAAGGCACAUGGGAUUUUUCUCCUUUCACCCUUGCAACUGCCCUGUGAGGUAAAGCAAAGUGAGGGACCAAGGUCACCGUGGUAGAGCGGGCACCUGUCUUAAGCCGAAUUGUAUCAUGCAGCUACUUUUGCUUCGUGGCUCAAGGGUGCAGACGGAGUCUUUCUCAGACCUGGUGUUGGAGAACCUUUCACCAGGAUUGUCAAGGAUUUAGGUCUGUUUCUUCUACUGCUGCCAAACCUUGACCUCUGAGUAAAUGAUCGAUGAGAUUUCAUUCUAAUAAAAUUUGUUUUGCACUGGGAUGUAAGAAAAUUUAAGCAGUGAUCUUCUUAAGGGGAAUUGAACUAGGAUUUACCCCCACACAACAUCAUUAACGUCCAGUUGACAAAAUUCAAUCUCCUAACCUUAUCUGGACUAUGCAGUAAACAUUAAUGCACCUUUGGGAAAACCUUUGGCUCAAAGUGGCUCUUUGAGCAAGUUCUCCAUCUGCUCAUAGUAAUAUAGUUAAUAAAAGAUGGUUCCAAUGUGUUUGCUUGGAAAUUGUGCUUCAUUGGAGACCUGUGGAACAGUAGCAGUGCUGAUUAAUUACACUCCAGCAAAUAAUCUCCAUUCCUUUUCUGUUGGAAUUAGCAGUUGAUAGUAACUAUGUUCUAUGCAAGUAAAGAAUGUUACACUUGCAGUAUAAUUCUAACAGGUCCCAUUGACCUGUUCAGCAGUUAAUUUACUUGCUAGCGGAGGAAGAGGAGUGCGGGGGGGGGGAGCACAUCACCCCCAGCCGUGCGAUCCUGGUGGGGUGCCAUCACGGCUGCCACCCCGCCCGUGCUGGGCACCAUGCCCCCACAGUUGGUGUGCCCCGCCCCUGCCUGCUCUCCGCCCCCGCCCCCCGUGCCAGAGCAUGAAGCUCUGCCACUGAAUUUACUUGCCUGAAAUAAAGGUCAGAAUCCUCCAACCUUUGCAAGGUCAUUGGGCCCUUCAAAUUUUAAUUGGGAUGAAGAUUAUUACUUUUAUUCUUCCAUGUGGAAGAUUUUGCCAAGAUUUAUUACUUUUUAACUAGUUAAAGCAGGGGUGGAGAACCUCCAGCCCACAGGCCUAACUGGGACCAGCAGGCCUCCCCAGUUGGCCCAUGAGACAGUUCUGGCCAGGUCAUGUCCACUUCCCUAUACCCGAUGUCAUAUAGGGGAUCUCCAACUGGCUGUGCCUGCAAAGCGCCUGGCCAGACGGUUCUUUAUAAGGGGUUUCUGAAGACCUGCCAAUCACUGUAGAAAAUAGCUCUUUGAAAGGAGCUUCUGAAAAGGUGGGUGGACAAAAGAGGUCACUUGAUUGCAUUGUGACAUCAGGCAAAUCAACAGGUGGACAAACUUGGUAAGUGCAGGGUGAGGGAGAUAAUCUGACCACCACCCCAGAGCAGAUCCAGUUUCCCACCCCUAAGGUAUAUGGACAACUGAAUACUAUUGAGAAAAAAAUGCAUUGGAUUUUCACAAUGAACUUGACAGAAAUUAAGCUUAAUAUUAAGUCAGCCUGCUUUAAAAUAUGAGUGUUUCCAAUAUAGUUCCUGUUUUGUCACCGUGCUACCAGCCCUGACUUCUGUUGUUACAGGUUUAUAAAGCCAGAAGUUCUGACAAAUAUAACAAUAUAGUAAAGCUACAAAGUUAGUUAUCACUAUUAGUAGUCCUGCUAUACAUGCUCAUACCAUAAUAUUAUCCACUCAGCAUGAAUUAUAAAUGUUCUACAGUGAUAAACCAUGGAAAUAAGUUCAGAUUGACACUCACCCAUUACAGAAAAAGCUAGUACUGAAGGGCAUGCUCAGUGCUAAAUGUCUCAUGUAUGGUGGCCCUCAGGAUCUUAACACUUUAGCACAUGUCUGAUUCAGACCAUAUAACUGAACUUUUCCCCUAAUUAUCCCCCGCCCCACUCGCCCAGUGUCCAGAAGGGAAAUGGGAUGGUGUUUUCUUUUCAUGAUCACAGCACAUCAGUGCAUGGUGAUAACACGUGAACAGACCACACACAGGACAAAAUUGAGGUGCAGUUGAUUCUGAGACUGAAUGAGGGAACUCAUUAACACUUUUCAGGACUGCAUAUGAUAUUGCACUGAUGUAUGGAUGUUUUAUGCAACAGGUGCGUCUGGUGGGCAGGUUAAGAAAGUGUAAUAGCUGUGCAUAAGUAGAAGUUCACGGAGGAAAUAUUGUUUGAUCUGGGCCUCUAUGUUGCUAACCUGAGUAGGCACUGUUACCUGAGAGCAUAUGAAGGCCCCUGUUGGAUAAGAUCAAUGUCCACCUAGUCCAGUAUUCAUGGAAAGUAUCCCAGCUAUCAGCAGGCUCUGUGGUCCAUUGGUGGUCACCAUGGUGUCCUACCAAUGUUGUUGGAAUGCAACUCCCAUUAUUCCCAGUCAACAUAGCCAAUAGUCAGACCUGAUGGAGUUGUAGUCCAACAGCAUGUGGAGACACCAUGUUGACUACCCCUGCGGGUGGUCCAUGGACAUUAAUAAUCUACCACUUUUGCCUGGCCUUACAGGUCCAGCCAAAAAUUGUAGUCAUCAGUCCCCACCUUGCAAUCCUUUCUGUAGGGAAAGAAUGCUGGGCAGGAAAGUGUGCCAGCUUUGUCCCCACUUUCUUCAUGUAGGGACCAGUGGAGAUCAUGUCUGGUUGGGUGCCACCCCUUCCUGCUGUCCAUGUUUCCUGCUGGGGUAUAGGGAAGCCUGGGGCAGGAAAAGCCAAUGGCAGAGUGAAGAUUGCUUGUCGGUUUGGCCUUACAUGGCCAAGGCUGCCUGGAUCCUUUGGCCACAGGGCUGUCCACAAAACUUCCAGCCUUCUUCCCAGUUUUGGAGCACCACAAAACUUCUUGAACUAUUCCUUGGCACUGACAAGGUUACAGGUGCCACAUAAUAUUUGUUCUGCGCUUGUAAUAAAUUAUUGUUUUAGUGUGGCAACACCUUCGCUUUGGAACUUCCUGCCUAUUGUCAUCAGGCAGGUGCUGUAUUUUUUUUGGAACUUGCUUUAAACGUUUUUGUUUAGGCAAGCCUAUCUUGACAUCUUGUUGGUUCACUGCUGAUGUAAUUUUUUAUAAUGUUUUUAAUUCCUUGUUUUAACUGUUUUUAUUUAAAAAAUUCAUAUUUCUUGUAAAUUGAUUGGCGGUUUUGCUACAGUGAAGCGGUAUAUAGAUUUUGUUAAGUAAAAUAAACCUGCUUCCCUCUGCAGCUUCAAUAUUGGGAAGAAGGAUGUCCUCUGAUAAUGCUUUCUGCUGGGUGGUUCCACACUUACCAUUACUAGUGUGGCAAGAGGAAUUGUUGUUGUCUGGGUCUACCAGUGGUCUGUGUUCUACUCUUGGCCUCCUCCAGUCUGACUGAUAGAAGCCUACAGUGUUACAGUGCUGCUUAUAGUACUUAGAAGGUUGCUGGAAAGAAUGCUUUUUAAGGCUGCAUUCCUGUUGAAGGUUUUCUGGGAGUAACCCUUUUACUUCUGAGUAGACAUGUUUAGGAUUAUGCCUUUGACAUUUGCUUCUUAGGAUGGCCCAGGCAGGAAGGUUUAUGUAGAGGAGUAUUUGUAAACUUAAACUGAGAGCAGAAUUUUCCAAGCAUUCUGCCAACUCAAAAGCAUUGUGCUUAAUGUGGUACUUUGCCUCUCCAAGUGAAACAUUCAGUAAAGGAACAGUCAACUAUCUCUUUCAGUAUGUUUUUGUAAUGAGUGGUUAUUUGCAGUACCUCAGAUGCAGUUUCAAGUCUUGGCCUAAUGGUUGUUUUCAUUGAAAUGAAAUAUUUGUGGGCACUUUGAAUUAUUUCUUAUAAAUUCCUUUCUUUUUUAUUUUUCUGUGCUAUAUAAAUUAUUUAGAUUGCUUAAUAGACUGGUAGUUUAGUCGCUUGAUAUACUGAUUGUAAAAAUGGGAUCCGAAUAUGCUUGUUGGAAAUAAUGAUGUAUAAUCACAAUAACAGACAAUUAUAAACUGGUUCUUUAGUUUAAAAAUACCCAAAUAAGGGAACAAUAAAUAAAACAAUACUAAAGCAACUUUAACCCCCCCCCAAAAAAAUGAGUCUCGCAUUUUAAGAAAGUUUAUAUUUAAAUGAUUUAUAUUGGCAUGCAAUGUUUCUGAAUCCUGUGGAGGUUGUUGUUAUCCUUUCAGUAGAUACUUAAAAAACAACAACUUGUAGUUCGAUGACUUGUGCAAAUCUGACGUUUAAAUGACUUUUUACACAUACUUUUUCUCUUGUUUGUGUAAUACAAUUGCUAAUACAAAACAAAAAUACGUGACAAUAUGGGUUAAAAUAUUUUCAGAGUCUUGAUUACCCUGUUACUGGUAAUAUAUGGUAGCAAGCAAUUAUAUGCAUUAAAAAGUCUGAUAAAAUACUUCGCCAUGGUAUGAGAACAUACAGCUAAAUCUCAAUGGUCAUCUUCUUUUUUGAGUUUCAUUUGUCAGGAGAUCUCCAUUACCUUCUCUGCUUACAUUAAAUUGUAAUAAGUUGGUUCUUCUUUGUCAUACGUUAUAUAUUUUAUUUUAUUUCUUUAUUUUAUUUCUAUACCGCCCCAUACCCGAAGGUCUCUGGGUGGUUCACAUAAAGGAUCACAUACGUAAAAUCAGAAUACAAACAACAACCCAAUAAAAAAACCCUAAAAAGAGCCAGCAUUUUAAAAAGGGUAUAGGAUAUAGAUCGGGUCAGGCAAAGGCCUUGGCGCCUAAAGGUGUAUAGUGAAGGCACCAGGCAAACUUCCCUGGGGAGAACAUCCCACAGAUGGGGAGCCAUUGCAGAGGAGGCCCAUUCUCAUGUUACCACCUUCCUGACCUCUCGAGGAAGAGUCUCACGAAGAAGAUGAUUUCAGGGUCCGGGUAGGUUCAUAUAGGAAGAGGCAGUCCUUGAGGUAUUGUGGUCCUGAGCCAUUUAAGGCUUUAUAGGUCAAAACCAGCACUCUGAAUUGGGCCCGGAAACUAAUUGGUGGCCACUCCAGUUGGACCAGGAUCGGUGUAAUAUGCUCAAACCGUCUUGCUCCAGUGAGCAAUCUGGCUGCUGAAUUCUGCACCAGCUGAAGUUUCCGAACCGUCUUGAGAGGCAGCCCUACAUAUAAUGCAUUGCAGUAAUCUAACCUUGAGGUUACCAGGGCAUAGACAACGGUAGUUAGGCUAUCCCUGUCCAGAUAAGGGCGUUGCUGGGCCACCAACCGAAGCUGAUGGAAGGCACUCUGGGCCACUAAAAAAAUAUUAUUUUGAACUUGAAGCAUGUACUUGGUUAGGGACUGGGUAUUAGCCAUGUAGCAUACUGAAGGUGUUUAAGGCUUAAACUCUAUACCCAACUCACCUGGGAGUAAGCCCCAUUGAACUCAGUGGAAGUUACAGGCAGCUCCUCUGUUUCUGCACAUUGUUUAACUAGGCGCUCUGUGUAGAAGUACUUUCUUUUAUCUGUCAUGACCCUUCCAACCUUAAGCUUCAUUAGAUGCCCACAAACUCUACUGUUAUGAGAAAGGGAGAAACACUUUUCUCUGUCAUGCCCUGCAUAAUUUAAAAACUUGUAUCAUGUUGCCUCUUACUUGCCAUUUCUCUACCCUGAAAAGCCCCAAAUGCUGCAAUAGGGGAAUCGCUUCAGCCCCUUAAUCAUUUUGUUUGUCCAUUUUUGAGCUUGCUUGAACUUUUGUGAAAAAUUAUUCCUUACAAAGAUGCAUAGUUAGAAUGAGUUGCAACCAUAAUGUUUUUUGACAACACAGUUCCUGAAGUCAGGAGACUGAUAGCUGUGGUUCUUCAUUUUUUUACAUCUUUCUAAGCAUAUCAGGAUUUCUAAACAAAGAAGCUGGCUGGGGCUGCCUGGAGGAGUUGUCCAAACUUUGGAGAGCACCAGGUUGAAGAAGACCGGUCUGCACUGCUGUGUUUUUAGCUUGGGUUAUGUUAGGUCAUAGGAUUUGCAUGCCUUGUAUCUGACUGUCAUCUGGCUGAACUGCUGCCAAAUGAUAAUGAAAUGUAUGUUUACACAGCAGCUGGCUCUCCUGUGAAAAAAAGCUUUGUCAGUUUUUGUUGUUCUCUUCCUUCUCCCACCCAGUGUGAAGUUUGCCUGGAAGAUUUCUGCCCUUGGAAGAAAUUAAAAAGCUCUAUGCAAUCAGGCUUCAGAUGCCUGUGGCAACAGUCUGACCCUUAUCUUAAAGGGCUGUGCAGUUCCUAGAUUGUGGAGAAAUGUUCAGUCAUGCAAAACAACAAGAUAUGCUUCUUCCCAGCCCCACACUGAUAAAGGAGCAAAUGCAGCCAAGGGUACAGUGUCACCACAGCGAUUGUGAUGAUGAAGCGCAGAGCUAAUUUGGAUGUCGGUUUUCACACUUUUUACUUCGAAGUGCAAAGCUAGAGAAUGGGUAUGAAGCUAAGCAAGUUGAUUUGCUGUCCUAAUUGUUUUGAGCAUGGCAUAUUGCUUCAGUUAACUUCAUUUGUGACUUUCUUAACUGGGCAAGUGUCCUUGUCUCUAGCUUGUGAGAGGCAAAGAAAAAAAGUUGUUUGGUUUUAACAGAGCUAUGCCUAAAUAUAAGUUAUAUCCCUGAACUAUCAGAAUAAAUUCAAAGAAUGUGUGUGCCUGCUGAAAUAUUCCUGUUUGGGCUUAGAGUCACAACAGUCUGUUGGCUUUGUUUCCCCCCCCGUUUCCCAGAACAUUGUUGUUCUACUUGAUUUAUAUUAGCUAUUGCUUUCAUUUGGAAAAAGAGGGUGUCUUAACCACAGUAUUUUGGAAACCGAAAAGAGUUCAUUUUCAGGCUUUGGUUUCAGUGUUUGUGCUUAUCCAAAGUGAAACUUUGUUUCCACUUCAAGCCAGAAAAUGAUUUCUGUUUUGAUUGCAUUGAGCAAGAGUUUUUAAACUAUACACACCCAACAAAAAAUAUGAGUUUUCCUUAUGUGGCCCCCAAGGUUAAAAGAGAAGCUAUCAGCAAAUAUUAAAUUUAUUUAUUAUAUUUUUGUAUUUUUAAAAUUUCUAUACUGCUCUUCAUCACAAUUUAAAAACAAAAAUACACAACAAACAAACAAAACAAUACAAUACACCCCCCCUCCCCAGUUUAAAAGGCCAUAGAUUGUUAGCCAACGGCCUAUGAGAAGAGGAAAGUUUUUGCCUGGUGCCUAAAGAUAUGUAACAAAACCACCAGGGAAGGUCUUCCUGGCAAGAGCAUUCCACAGGCAAGGAGCCCCUGAAGAAAAGUCCUGUUCUUGUGUUGCCGCCCUCUGGACCUUUUGUGGAGGGGGCACAUGAAGAAGGACCUCAGAUUAUGAUUGCAGGGUUCAGGUAGGCCCAUAAGGGGAGAGGCAGCCCUUGAGGUAUUGUGGUCCUGAGCCACAUAAGGCCUUAUAGGUCAAAACCAGUACUUUGAACUGGACCCAGAGACUGAUAGGCAGGCAGUGCAGUCAGGCCAAGAGUGAUGUUACAUGCUCAAACCUUCUUUCCCUGGUGAGCAACCUGGCCACUGAAUUCUGCAUCAGCUGACGUUUCCAUGCGUCUUCAGAGGCAGCCCUGCGUAUAAUGCAUUUCAGUAACCUAACCUAGAUGCCCAUCAUAUGCCAGAGGCUCCCACUGUGUUUAUAUAUUUUCAUAGAAUUGUAGAGUUGAAAGGGACACCAAGGGUAAUCUAGUCCAACCCCAAUCUAGUCAGUCAAAAUAUAAAAACAAACAAGAGCAGGUUUCCUCAACCUCGGCCCUCCAGAUGUUUUUGGCCUACAACUCCCAUGAUCCCUAGCUAGCCGGACCAGUGGUCAGGGAUGAUGGGGAUUGUAGUCUCAAAACAACUGGAGGGCCGAGGUUGAAGAAGCCUGGACAAGAGCUUACACAGCAAAUAAAGCUAUUUAUAAAAUGCAGAUACCCAUAUUCAUCCAAAAACUUGAGUUAUAAGCUGGUCUUCUGUUGGAACUGAAAGAUCGGCACCAACUAGUGAUGAUGCCAUGACCAGAAAUUAUCCCCUGAACAGUUUGCUUCAAAAAGAUAUAGCUCCCUUUCCAGGCUUAAGAAGCUGGAUGAGUAAAAAUGACACGUGAAACCGCCUUCCCUCCCAAUGAAUAUAGGACAGCUUGGCUAUGACAACAGAAAACUAAUCUAAAAAUACUUAUAUGCUUUUAACCAUGCUCAGAUUGGAGUCUUCAGGGGAAAACUUUCUAGAAUUAUAGGGGCAGACAUCAAAAGCGCAUAGAUAGUGCAGGAAAGAGGAUAUUCCUGUCCAAUGAUGAACACCAUGAUUGGAUGUAAGGGAGUGACUUUGGGGGCAUGAAGGGCUAAUCCAGCUCAUUAACACCACCUUCAAAUCUAAAUAAGUGGUAGAAAAUCAAAACAAAAGAAGUGAACUCAAAACUAAUUUCCCUUAAAUCCAAGCAUAACAUUAUGCUAGCUAGGCCAAGGACUGGACAUGUGAUCUAGACAUGCAUUAGUACCUGCUGAACGGAAAAGUUGCACCAGUUGCAUGUUGAAGGUCUGGACAUUCUCAUUGCUGCAUGAAUUCUGCUUACUUCUCCUUCCCCCUCACUUGGGGGCACUGUGACUUCAUUGUUUUUAACUAAAUAUUCUGCAUUCAUUAGAUGUGAGAUGGUUUCAGGUUUUCUUUACAAUGCUUAUUUUGAAAGCGACACCCAUUGCACUUCAGCUGUAAAACUUGCAUAGGUGCUGGCAUGUAAGGAACUGCUGCAACCUAAGUUGCCACUGGUGUACAACUAACAGCAGCAUUGGUGUACAACUAACAAGCACUGAUUAUUGUUAUAUGGCCUUUUGUGAACAUGUCAUAAUAUGGUAAAAGGUAAAGGACCCCUGACAGUUAAGUCCAGUCGUGGACGAUUCUGUGGUUGCGGCGCUCAUAUUGCUUUACAGGUCGACGGAGCCGACGUUUGUCCACAGACAGAUUUUCCAGGUCAUGAGGCCAGCAUGACUAAGCUGCUUCUGGUGCAACGAAACACCGAAACCAGAGCAAUGCACAGAAACACUGUUUACCUUCCCGCCGGAGCAGUACCUAUUUAUCUACUUGCACUUUUUGGUGUGCUUUCGAACUGUUAGGUUGGCAGGAGCUGGGACCGAGCAAGGGGAGCUCACCACAUUGCUGGGAUUCAAACCAUCGACCUUCUGAUCGGCAAGCCCAAGAGGCUCAGUGGUUUAGACCACAGCACCACCCAUAAUACGUAGACAACAGUGAAUAGGAAAUUUUGCUCUAGUUUCUCAGGGUAGAAUAAUUUAAGGUAGCUGUAUGGAAACUGGAUCAUUGCAGUCAAAGGUAUAUGAAAGUACUUCCAUAUGUAUAUUCAGGUCCUCAAACCUGUAUGGAGGCUCUGUCUAGCCUACAGCUGCAGGAAGCAGACUAAGAUGCAAUCUGAUACAGCUGGGGGUGAGCAACCAAGAGGUCUACUCUGCGGGUAACAAUGCUUAACUCCUGAGAGAAAUUGGUGCUCAUAUUUUAAAGGCACAGUUAAUACAUUUUCAUAUUAAAUAUGAAAGCUGCAGUCUUGCAACAAGCUCUGUGUAUAGACUUUGCUUACACAGUCCUUUUAGCUACCCAAAAUAUCGGCAAAACUAAAUAUGGGAAACAUUGUCUGAACUGAGUUCUCCCCCAAAGGUCAAUAAAAGUACACUUGUUUACUCAAAAAGGACACAGAUUCUAUGACAAAGUGAAAUGUUUGCUUGUGGAAAGUAGCUGGUAUAGUAACCUUUAUAAAGAGAAGUGUAAAUUUGGGAUAGUCUCGAGCUCUAAAAAGAAAAGUGUUGUGGUUUAUGGCAGGUUUGGAACCCAGGGAAUGGGACUGUAGUCCUAACUAAUUACCUACUAUAGUUUUGUGAAUGUUAACGUUGGUGGACUUUUCAGUCUGUGAUUUCUAGUAAUAAAAUAACUACGAAAAUAAAAGCUGUUUCUACUGCUCUUAAUAUCUGUGCUUUAUUCAGUUUAGCAACUAUGGAGCAUGUAAACUUGUUUAUACUUGUUAUACAACACUGUUGUUGUUCCCUUCGGCUGGUAGCUGCAGGAACACCUCCGGCACAAGCCAUUGAGGCAAAUAGGGCAUGGAUCAGCUGGAUAUUUGAGGACUGGCCCCUUACAUUUUACAGAUGUAAAAAGAUGUGAAAUGGGGGAAAGCCAUUUAUUAGAUGUCACUGUUGAAGAAAUACGAUUUCACUUCCAAAUAAACAGAAAUACAUUGCAGUGUGCUGCCUGUGUGGGGUAAGAUAUGACAUCACACUGCUGGACAUGAUGAGACUUCCCCUUUUCCUUGCCGCAGCAAUCUGCACCCUCGCAAUCUACUCCACAGGGUCCCCCAACCAGCUACAUCAGGUUUUGGAGCAGCGCUCAAAAUUAGCCCGGUGCCAGUUGCAUUUUGCGACUGGAUGGAGAUGUCCAGGAACCAUCCUUGGUGCCUAGCAUCUCCGCCUGCCUGGCUGUAGUCCAGCAGUGGAGCGUAUGCCCAUUCUGCCUGGGGUGGGCGCUUGGAGCGUGCCCCUGAGGGGUGCGGAGGGCACCCUCUGCAUGCCACAGUUCAGGGUUAGGAGAGGGGUGGGAAGUUGCUGCUCACUCUCCUCCUCCUCUCUGCCACCUUUCUGACCUGGCCGUGGUGCUACUGCAGCUUGAGGAGAGCUGUUCUCUGCUGUCAGGUUAGAAGUGACCCAGUGGCAGAGCUGCUGCUGCCGGGCACCAAGUGUGCCAUGGCCGAGGUGGGUGGGUGGCAGCACUGCCGCCCACUCGCCUGCUCUUUUCCCCUGGGUCAGGCCUGACCUGGUGCAGCUCCUUCUGGCAUGGAGCUAGGCUCCGAUGAAGGAGUCUGCUGUGGGGGCGACUGUUUGCGCCCCCUCUCAAAAUUCUGGCUGGGAUCAUGGCCCCCACAGCACCCCCACGCUGUCCCUCUGCUGGAGUCAGCUGGUCAGCCAUAUAUAGCGAUAGAAAAAGAUGCGCUGUUGGAUACCACCAGUUUGAUAUAUUGGAGGCUGGUAACAUCAAUAAGCUUAUUGGUUUUCUAUUAGCUAUUAUGGGAGCCUGGUUGACAGAAGAGAAUAUACAUUUGAAACAAAAACAAAAACACUUUCUUCCUGUGUACCAUUAGGUGGGUUGAAACAAGAUGAGCCAUAUAUGUGGUGCGUGUAUAGGAGCUUAAUAGACCUGCUGUUCUUUCCAAAGACCAGCUUGCCCCAGGGAGAGCAGGGAAGAUAGAAACGGCCUAGCAAGCUGCUACAAUCCCUCUCCCAGUGUUGGCCCCUCUCUUCUCCAGCUGCCCCACAGGGACUUCUGAAAGACUAUCUUGCCCCAAAGGGAGCUGAGAAGAGGCAAUCAUAGCUUGCUCUAAACUGCCAUAUUUUCCUCUUACUGUAUUUUUAAAAAACACUGAUUAUUGUUAUAUGGCCUUUUGUGAACUAUUUUGCGUGAUCUACCUCUAAAGUUAUAUAAAAAUACCUUUAAAUAAAGAGCCAUGUAGGAGAAAGAGUUCUACAACUACUGCAACCACCAGUUUGUGGAACACCAAAACUAGAGGUUUGUUUUGGGGAGUGGGGAGAGAGAAUGGAUGAGGCAGGCAAAAGGGGUGGGCAUGCGGUCCUUGAUGUAAGGAAGGUGAAUGGUAGCGGAAAAGUCCAUUGUAACUCUGCCAUGUUUUGGCAUGUGACUCGGGUUUGAGAAAUUAAAAUCCCCAGUAUAGUUCUCAAAUGUAUUUGUUAAUGGAAGUUUGAGAAGCGGACAGCCAUUUGAGGUACCUGGAGAAUGGUUUCAUGUGCUUUAAAAUCUGAACAGAAGGAACAUGAAACCUGCAUUUAGGUUGUGAGAAUUUCACACGUGCAUUUCAAGUAAAUGCCUACCGAAAUUGCAGUGCUGCUGUAACCUCAACUUCUCACAUCUUCAUUUGUCCAGCCACAAUUGCUUGCUUUUAGCCGUUUUUCUCCUGGUAGGGGUCGUUUCUGGUUAUGGAAUCCCAGCUUAGAGAAAAAUAUGCUACCUUCUUUUCUUUUCUUUUUGCAAAGCCAUGUUUGUUGAACAUCAGGCAGAGACGUGUGAGUGUGGGUUCUUUUUUCUAAAAUAGUUUUGUGGAGGAAGAGCUGGCAAAGGCUCCAGCUCCUCCUGCUUGUUCACUUUGUUCUUCAGCACCCUCCCUUCCACUUUUUAGACUCUUAAAAUUUAAGAGGUUCAGCAGCAAACCGGAUUCUGCUUAGAGGUCGUCUCCUAUCCUGCCUAAUUUGGCCCUGUAAGUUUAGGUUUAGAGAGAUACAAACAGUAGAGAGGAACAUGUUUUCUACUCUGACACUUGCUGUUUGUUCCAUCUACUUUUCAUAAUAAAUCUCAACUGCACAGCUUGAUCUUUUCCCUGAAGCAGCCAUUCAUCAUUUAAGAUCUCAGACAAAAGCAGAAAAACAAGCCACCCUUUGCUGUAAUAGGACGUGGAGAAAUGGCAGCAUUGUGUCUUAGCUUUGUGAUUGGCUGGAGGAGAUCACACCUCUGGAAUCUGUUUAUCCCCUAAAAAUAAGAUAGAAUCUUCUGUGCGUUUCAGUGAAACCUUUUCUGCAGCACUUCAUAUUCAAACAAACAUAAUUACAGUAUUUGCAAAUUAUUUGGGUGGGUUGGCUACGAAUGAGGGGAAUGAAUAAGUGUGUUUCUUUUGAGAACGGUGAGUGCUAUGUGAGUUUUUUGUGGGUAGGGCAAUGCUUAGUUGUUUUUCAGACCUAAUGGUACAUUGACACACGUAGGAAGCUGUGCAAGAGCUUAACUACAUUGCAUCUUGCUGUGUGCGUGCAUGCAUUCCCAUACAACCCAAAGUACAGACUAAUUGCAAUUAUGCCUGUGUGAGUGUUGUGAGUGUGCGUUGAAUAAAGGACUUGCUAAUACUCCUAAUAACCAGAAAUUACUCGAUCUUAUUUUAUUAUUAGUGCUACUAAAAAUGUGCUUAGCAUGUGCCCACAUCAGAUAUUACAAUUUUCUUAUACACAAUUUUAGUUUUUGAAUCUAGUGAAAUAAGUAACAAUAAUUGUGGUACUUGAAAAUGUUUUAAAUGAAAGCAGCUAGAAGUUACAGUAAUCGGCUCUUUAAAAAAAGAAAAAGAAAGUAACAUUACAGAGUAAAUUUUGGUUAUGAGCUAGUGGGUAACCAGUACAAUAGCAUGUACUCUCUCUGUAUAUUAUUAUUAUUAUUAUUAUUAUUUAUUAUUUCAUUUUAUAUACCACACUUUAUCAAAAGAUCUCAGGGCAGUGUACAACAUUAAAAACACAUUACAAAACAUCAGUGAUAAAAACAAUAAAAAGCACACUGACAGAUAGCUUAGUCAUCAUAAAAACAAUCCUCUCCCCCACACUUUUACAGGCCAUAGAUUAUUUAAUAGCCAUAGGCCUGGGUAAAGGAGGAAUGUUUUUGCCUGGUGCCUAAAGGCAUGCAAUGAUGGUGUCAGGUAUUCCACAAUCAGGGAGCCACCACAGAAAAGGCCCAUUCUCUGGUUGCUACCUUCUGAACCUCUCUGGGUAUUGGGGGGGGGGUCAUAGAGAAGGGCCUCGUAUGACAAGAAUUUAUAUAUACUCAGUUGUUUCCAGGGACAAAUACUACUUAGAUCUGGGCUUAGUUUAAAAAACAAUCAAGGUGUGCAUUCUAUUUUUUCUACUGAGUUUUAUAUAAAUUGCCCUCAUGCCAAGUUUCCAAAUUGCUCCUUAAAACAACACCCAUAUAAAUUCAUCCACAGUGAUCUUGGGAUAAAAGAGAGUUGAAAGGCAGAGUUGUGCAAUCCUUUCCUUAUAAGCAAGGAUCCACAUGCUUUGACUGGCCUUGGUAGCCAACUAAUGUUUUUAGUUGCUGGCGAGGCUCUUUUACUUCCUGCUGCACAUAAGUGAAGUCAAAUAUCCCUUCUGAAUCUUUUUGCAGCCACUGAGCCUAAUGCACCAUUUUACAUUACAGUGGUACCUCUGGAUAUGAACUUAAUUCGUUCUGGAGGUCCGUUCUUAACCUGAAACCGUUCUUAACCUGAGGUACCACUUUAGCUAAUGCGGCCUCCCACUGCUGCCGCACGAUUUCUGUUCUCAUCCUGAGGUAAAGUUCUUAACCUGAGGUACUACUUCCGGAUUAGCGGAGUCUGUAACCUGAGUUGUUUGUAACCUGAGAUACCACUGUAUUUUCUUCCAUGUGCUACUCACAGCUUUUCUUUUCCUUUUUAAGUGUUAUUCUUCUGGCAAAGUGUACUUCAAACUUUCUCUGUGAUUGUCAGAUUGGAUUUGUGAACAUCUCUCCAAUGAAGAUGUCAUGGUGUUUUUUUCCUUUGGGGCUGCUGCCUGGGUCAAGAACUCUAGGAACAUUUACCUGUGUAUCUGAUGAAUGAAUUUUCCUUCUCAGACAUCAAAACAAGACUGUGUGUUUCUACAGAAAUCUUUAUGUUCCUUCAGAAAUAACUUUUCUUGUAUUUGAAUAAUGCAAAUGAAAGGAGGUAAGAUGGGCAAAGCCUGGCUUCUUGUCCUUUGUACCUUCCUACAAGUGAGACUUAAAUAAUUUUUGUAUUUCCUGUGUUACUCAGAUGUGAGACAUGCACUGGAUUGAAUGUUCACUUGAUUUAAGAAGGAUUCCUUUUAAUUUUUUUCCUCCUCACAUGUAACUCCAUGUAAAGCAUGUUGUUUUUAAAAAUGUCCUUAACUUGCCUUGCAGUUGCAGGUAACAAAUACAAAGUGAAUAAAUACAUAACAAUAUUACAUUUUGCCUGUGUUGGAGGUUCUCGUUUAGAAAUUGGCUUAGUUAUUUUGGGAUUACUGCAAUACAUUUUUAUUACAAUUCCUUAUGAAAGAAUAAAAAAAUCUGGCUGUGAUACAUCACUGAACAGGAAACAUCUUUGUGCCCUCAGAGCAUUUAAAUGCAAGAUGAAACAAAGCUUUUCCAAAGGGAAGCAGAUAAGCAAUUCUCUCCCACAUGAAGGCAUUGGGCUGGAAACAGGUUAACCUUUCUAUUUUGCUCCCAGUGGAAACUGCACAGUUAAAACACUUUGCUCAAUUGCUGUGAAAUAAAACCAUCAUUGUUUACUUGUUAAGUAAUGACUUGCUUAAAGACUAGGCUUCUUCUACUCAUAAGUGUACACUUAGUUGUAAUUGAGACCUUACAGGUGUUUUCGUUGAAUGUCCACCCAUCCAAAAUAUUACACAUAGGAAAAUAUAUAUAUUGUCUAACUGUUUAAAGCUCAGCUGCCCACUAAAAUCCUUGAAUAACUGUUAAAAUGAAUUGGGAUAAAGGAUGGUGGACAGAAGUAGGAUAGGUAUGUGUUGGGCCCAGGAGGGAGAAGAGAACAGAAAUGGAGUAGAAGAAGCACAGAGGGGUCUAAGUGAAUCGGGAAAGGUAGAUUGACGCAGGGCAGUGGUGGAGAAAAGAUGACCUGUGUGAUCCCCUCUGUAUACCAGUGGAGCAGUAGACCUGCCAUUCACCCCACCUGGUUCCACCACUUUCCCAUCUCUUUCACUUUGUCAGUCAAUCAUCAGACUUUCCAUGUCUUCCUGCAUAGCUGAAAGUACCCUGUGAUCGCCACCUGAGGCCCUUCUUCUCGUGCCUCCUCCACAAGAGGUCUGUAGGGUGACAACCCAACAACAGGCCUUUUCUGCAGUGUCUCCCCACUUGUGGAAUACUAUCCCCAGGGAGGCUCAACUGGUGCCUUUGUUACAUACCUUUAGGUGCCAGGCAAAAACUUCCCUCUAUAACCAGGCCUUUGGCCUUUAACUGUUUUCUGAGAGGGUGGGCUGCUUUUAAUGUUUUUCUUUUUCCUCUUGGUUUUAAUGCAUCUAUCUUGGGUUUUUUGUCUGCUUGGUUGGUUGUAAGAUGCUUUGGGUUGCCCUGGGCAAGAUAAAGUGACUAACAAAUUUAAGAAAUCAUCAUCAUCACCAUUGUAUUCAAACAGAUUUAACAUUUAGGGGCUCUUUCUAGUCCAUAUCUAUCAAUGCUCUCUCUCCUUCCCAACUCUUUAAAUUGCUUAAAGAGGAAGAGACAGCAUGCUCUUAGACUAAAUCCCUACUUGCCUUUCAUAGCCAAAAGCUGGGCAAGAUGGUAGGCAGCCAGAGCAGCCAGAAUUAGAAAAAUGUUGGAUGCUGGUGUCACAACUUUGCUGCAGUUUCUACCUCCUUUCACUCUGGUGUUCUCCAAUAACAUUUAUUCCCUUCCCACUAUCCAUUUCCUUCUUUCCUCCUGUAUUUCAAAUAUUGCAUAGGGAGGAAGUGGUGCUAAGUCUUGCUGGUGUGGUUCUUCAACCUCUGUUUCUGUACUUUACUGUUUAUGUUGGUUUAUUGUUUAGUUGUACAUUGCCAUACUUUUUAUUUUUAUAUUUUAGAGUCAGAGGUGGUGUUUUUAUUGGAGAUUGUAAGCUGCUUUAUAGAGGAAGUUCCUUAAAGUUUGGGGGAUAUAAAAAAUACCUGGUGGUAAAACUAGUUACUGAGAAGCAUGUUGAUCUGUUAUUGCCUGCAUUUUACUGAAGCUGGUGGUAAAUAUGGUAAGAAGGCCUAACCAUACAAAAGGCACUUUAAAAAAUGGUUUAUUUAAUGGUUUUUUGUCCCCCAAACCCCAAAGCAGUGAAAAGCAUAUUAAUACAAAAUAAAUAUGCAAUAAGUACAACAAAUCAAUAAAAAACAAUUCAAAACAUCAAAAUCACAAAAUACCCAUCUAAGCAAAGACAUACACCACAUCGACAUUAUCUAUGCAUCUUAAUUAUCUGGUAAAAAGAAAUAACUUUACUGGAGAAACCCCAUAAUGACUAACAGUCACUUUAAAACAAAUACCUUAAAAAUUAAAAGUAACCUCCAAAAUUAGAACACUGUCUUUGUGUACAGUUUGCAUGCAAAGCGUUCUUCAGUUUACUGUACUGGAAAAUGAACAAGCUUCUUAAACACAAUCUAUCAUGAAAUUUAAAAAUGUACUGCUGUCUAUCAUUUCUGAAGUGUAUGCCACCUUUUAUAGAAACACGUAAUUUUUGGACCAUGGAGCUCUCCAGCAGGGACUUAUCAUUUGUCAAAUUUUAAAACUGAGAAUCAUAGAAUUGUAGGGUUAGAAGGGAUCCAAGGGUCAUCUAUUCCAACCCUCUGCUAUGCAGGAAUCUCAACUAAUGCAUCCAUGACAAAUGGCCACCCAACUUCUGCUCAAAAACCUCCAAGGAAGGAGAAUCUUUCAUCCCCUAAGCGAGUCCAUUCCACUCUCGAACAGCUCUUACUGUCAGGAAGUUCUUCCAUAUGAUUAGCUGAACGCUCCUUUCGUGUGACUUGAAGCCAUUAGUUUGGUUCUAACCCUCCGGAGCAGGAGAAAACAAGCUUGCUCCAUCUUCCAUGUCACAGCCCUUUAGAUAUUUGAAGAUGGCUAUCUUAUCACCUCUCAGUCUCCUCUUAUCCAGGCUAAACAUACCCAACUACCUCAACUGUUCCUCAAAAGGCUUGUUUUCCAGAUGCUUGAUCAUCUUAGUUGCCCUCCUGUGCACACAUUCCAGCCUGUCAACAUCCUUCCUAAACAAUGGCGCCCAGAACUGGACCCAGUAUUCCAGGUGUUGUCUGACCAAGGCAGAAUAGAGCAGUACUAUGACAUCCCUUGAUCUGGGCACAACACUUAUGUUGAUGCAGCCUAGUUUGGCAGAGAAGCCAAACAGUGGGAGGCAGUCUCCCCUUUAAACCUAAUUGUUUUUUGCCUUCAAUUCACAUUAUCUCUAUUAAGGCAACGUGCUGCUGUUCUCACUAGCAGUGUUAUCAUGUGAGAUAUGGUGCAACAGUACUAAAACAGUUCUGUUAAAUGGUUUUGGAAUGGCUGAGUCCUAAGCCAAACAUGUCCUCAAACUACCUUAUUCCCAGGCAAUCACCAUAGACCCAAGAUUAGGGGGGGCUUGGAUUCAAACAUUUGAUAAAAAAAUAUUGUAGAAGGCAAAGGUCUUUUUAAAAAGAAUCUCCUGAAAUUUAAAAUGCAAAUUGCCUCCAUUGACCUCCAAUAAUUAAAUUUGGGGGGAGGAAUGCAAAUUGAUUGAUCACAAACCUUGGUAUUUAGCAUGACAUCAGCUAGCAGGACAGUGUUGCGAGAUGAGGAGUUUCUGAAAGCAGAAAUGGCUCUAGGAGAAAUUCUAGAUGAGACUGUAGUGACAUAUGUACAACUGUUAUUUCAGUACAAAUAAGACAUUGAACUAGUAAGACCAGUUAUAUCAUGGGUAGGCAAACUAAGGCCCGGGGGCUGGAUCCUACCCAAUCGCCUUCUAAAUCCGGCCCGCGGAUAGUCCGGGAAUCAGCAUGAGUAGAAUGUACCCUUUUAUUUAAAAUGCAUCUCUGGGUUAUUUGUGGGGCCUGCUGGUGUUUUUACGUGAAUAGAAUGUGUGCUUUUAUUAAAAAUGCAUCUCCAGGUUAUUUGUGGGGCAUAGGAAUUCAUUUCCCUCCAAAAAAUAUAGUCUGGCCCCCCACAAGGUCUGAGGGACAGUGGACAGGCUCCUGCUGAAAAAGUUUGCUGACCCCUGAGAUAUAUAGUAUGCUUCAAUGCUUCAGUCUGCUUCAGUCUUAGAGAACAAUUUGGAAUUUAUUUGCUAAUCUUCAGUUCUCUGACUUUGGCAUGUGUGUGCUUUUAUCAUUUCCAGCCAUGUAGCUAUACAGAAAACACUCUAAACACAAGAGAGUUACUUAUUCUGUAAAUAUCCAUCACAAGACACUAUUUCUGUUUGCCUCUCUCAGGCUGAGUCCUAGAUAUAGAAAAGGACCAAUUUAGGGAAAAUGAGCUCUUUGGUUCUCACCUUAACCACACACUUUGCCAUUAAUCCCCAUAUUUACAAUGUUACUUAUAGCUGACAAGCUCAAAAUAACUUUCUGUAUAGUGAGCUUAAAACCUAGUUUCAAUAACAGGCAAAUUUAAAUUUUGAUGCAUUUUAAAUGAACUGUUGUUUACAUUUCAGAACUAGCUCCCCCAGGAGCUUCUUUCUAUAAAUGUAUACAUUGAGUUCCAUUUGAUUAAUAUGAAGCAGAUCUUUAUUUUUUCUUUUUAGCACAGUAUUUAGAGCUGUGACCCAUCUGGUAUACUGGACCUCUUGCAAACUGAACAUACGUAGCAAAGUUAUUUUGUCAUAGACAAGGCUAAUAUUUGGUUUGAGUCCCCAGAGUUGAUAGAACUUGUUUUUCUCAUUUUGAUUCAAAAACAGUUGCUAAUUUCAUACAGAAUUAUCCAUACAGCAUAUUUUAAAGCAUCAGCAAAAAUACACUAUAUCAUCAGUGUAGUCACACAAGAACACAUGCAAUUCAUAAAAAUACCGUAAACUUCGUACCAAACCUUUAAGGGCUCAAACCCCUUUCUCACAUCAUAGCUGCUUCUCCUCCUCCUCUUCCUCCUCCUCUAUUAUUAUUAUUAUUAUUAUUAUUAUUAUUAUUAUUAUCAUUAUCAUCAUCAUCAUCAUCAUCAUCAUUUAGUUACCAUACCUGCCCUUGACUGUAAAGUCCCAGGACAGAUUAUACAAUGAUAUAUGGGGGAUUCUAACAAUAGCUUGACUAUUAAAGGCCAAGGAGAAGUGCAUUAUCAGUGAUUGCCCAAAGCAGAUCCCUCUUGACACACCACUAUAGGAAAGGAGUUCUACAAUUUGGGGGGCAUUGUGAAAAAAGCUCUCCCAUCCCUCCAAGGGAGAUGACAUAAUAAAAUCCUCUUCUGCAAAUGCUGACUGCCAUAUAGGGAGGAAGUAAUCUUCCAUGUACUUGGGACCCAGAUUGUUUAGGCUUUAAAUAUGUUGACCUGGCCCUGGAAGUGAAUUGGCAGCCAGUGCAGCUGCUUCAGGACAAGUGUUAUGCUUGUCCUUAAAGAUAUCUGAGCAAAGAGCUGGGCUGCCCCUUUCUGCUGUAGUUGCAGCCUCUGAACUGUCUUCAUGGUAAGCCUUGUGUAGAAUGCACUGCCGAAGUCUAAACUGGAGGUUAUCAGAAUAUGGAGUACAGUGGCAAAGUUGUUCAGAAGGGUCUGGAGCUGGCAUACCCACCAGAGCUGGAAGUACCGGUAGAUGUUCCUAGCCACUGAAGCUACCCGGGCCUCAAGGGAUGAUGAAUCAAGGAGUAUCCUCAAGCUACACGCUUGGUUCUUCCCAGGGAGUCCAGAACAAGCCAUUCUGUACCUCAUGGACCUGAAAACUAGGCAGCCUCUGUCUAAUCUGGAUUGAGUUUCUGUGCCAAGAAAACAAACUCUGGGCCAAAAAGUAUUACAAUGCCUAUUUGAACUCUCCACUCUCUGCACCCACUCAUGCUGAGAGCUCCAAAGCACUUACUUUAGAAGAGUGAGUGGCAGGUAAUAUAUUAUCCAUUCUUUGUUCUUGCAUCUUGAAUAGGAGAGAAGAUCACACCUCCUAUUUGCAAUUCCUUUAACAAUAGCCUGGGUUUGGGGGGGGGGUGCAGGUAACAGGAAAUGUCCUCCCUUCUGAUCAGCAGGAGACCCACAGUCAAACCAUACAUUAUUUAAACCCACAAAGUGGUCAUUUAUGGCUGACUGUAUACAGACUCCAUGUCACUUCCUUUAUUGAGUGCCUCCUGUGCAUAUUACUUUUUGUAAUGCAUGAAGCAGCACUUUUAGUCAUUUAUCCAGUCCUGAUAAGCUGUCAUCAAACAGCUUGUCUAUGUAGGAGGCCUCCCUGAGGUAGCUCCUGCCACGGCUAAGCCAGCAACAAGGGGUGGGGGUGUAUGUGUGAAGAUUUUAGCAUAUGUUACUCUGAGCAUACUGGCUAUCUUGAUUGCUGGCUUUUAAUUUGCUACCCACACAGUGAACAAAAUUGCCUAGAAAUACAUAUAUUUUAAAAUGCAGGAUAGUCUCAACCGUAUCUAGAGAUGUGUGUAAAUAGAACUGUCUCCAAGAAUAUGUUGGGGAGAGUUUUAAAGAUAAAGUUUUCUCCUUUGCAAGUGAGUGAGGAAAGGUAGUUCUGGUAAAUAGUUACAGGCUGGGUAAAUGGCUACUGCUCAGUGAUCUGCAUAUAAGGAAUUCUCAUCUGUCAGCAGCCACCAGCCAUGAAGACUAGAAAGCUAGAUAGUACACAAAUAAUAUUCCAGGGUCAUGAAUGCUGUAUAUUUAUAGACCACAAGUUUGGAAAAAUGUCUGAUACGUGUCUGGCAAUACACUUUACAUUCUUCAAGUUGAAGAUCUUUAGCUUCUUAUGUGACUGACUUCCUAAUGCGAUUCUUGGAAACAACAAAUUUCUCAAACCUUUUGUUCUCUCCUGUAAGCUUUGGCCUGCUUAUAAACAAAUAGGAAGGAUGCAGCAGGGGUGUAUGGAGGUAUCAAAAAUAAAUUCUCAAAAAUGCUAUUAAAACUGCUUCAACACUUUGUAACAAUGUAUGCACGUGAUUGGGAGCUCAGCAACGCAACUAUUGGAGACUUUUUCCAGCCAGCUAUGAAACACUCCUGUCCCUUGGCCUUGAAUCGUUGGCAUUGCCUUUCUUGUCUAGGUACAUGUGAUGGGGAAUGUGAUGGGGAAAAUGACAGUUCAGACUAUGGACUCAGCUAUACAGCUGCAAAUAAAAUGUUUUAAAUGUCCCUUUACCUUUACCUUUAAAUGUGUUCUAAAGUGUAAUAUACAAAUGUGACAUUAGAUGGCGAAAGUGAGCUAUGCCAAAUUCAAUGUAUUUUUCAAUUUUUCUUAAAAAAAAACACAAGCAUUUUCACAGUGUUUUUUUUAAUAUGUUUCUAGAUGCCACCUGUAUGUAGUUUGAAGGAGAGAAAUGACUGUCAGGCAGCAUUAUUCAGUUCCAGGUAGUUAAUUACUGGCUCUAAUCCUCCUAAAUGCAAUGGUGAUUUGAUUUAACUGAUAAAUGCACCAGGGUCAUUGACAUAGCUGCAAGUUGGGGGGAAAUGCUAUUUAUGUGUCCCGUGUGCGCUUGAAGUGUUGUGUGAACAGAUGUAAAUUUGCCGGUCCUUUUGUGUAGUGGAGUGUAGCAGUAGAUAGCAUGCAGUAACUUGCUGAGAGACAAGUAACCAAAGUUCUGUGAGUGGACUCAAGAGCACACCAUCGCAUCUGUAUUAUUGUAGUGUUAGUUCUCAGUUUCAGCACCUUGAGUGAGGCAUCCUUGAGUUUCUUAUUUUAAUCUAGCCUUGCAGUUAGUUCUGUAAAGUUGCUCAGGUCUUCUUCCCCAGCUUGUAAAAGUAUUGUGAUAAUUACACUAACUAGUGCUCUGAGCCCUAUAAAACUAAGAGAAUGGGGUGUGUGUGUGAUGGCCCGAUUAGAAAGAAUGCUAUUAUAAGGAACCACUGUGCAUCUCUUUUCCCCGGACUGGAAACCUGUAUGGCUAUCCUAGCUGUAUCUGCUGGCUUUCAAGGGAUGGGAGAAUCAAGAGACUCUUCCCUAGGCAAUCAAAAAUCAUUGGGGUGGGGUAGGCAUGGCUAAUGAGGAUAGAGAACAUAGAAUCAUAGAAUCAUAGAGUUGGAAGAGACCACAAGGGCCAUCGAGUCCAACCCCCUGCCAAGCAGGAAACACCAUCAGAGCACUCCUGACAUAUGGUUGUCAAGCCUCUGCUUAAAGACCUCCAAAGAAGGAGACUCCACCACACUCCUUGGCAGCAAAUUCCACUGUCAAACAGCUCUUACUGUCAGGAAGUUCUUCCUAAUGUUUAGGUGGAAUCUUCUUUCUUGUAGUUUGGAUCCAUUGCUCCGUGUCCGCUUCUCUGGAGCAGCAGAAAACAACCUUUCUCCCUCCUCUAUGUGACAUCCUUUUAUAUAUUUGAACAUGGCUAUCAUAUCACCCCUUAACCUCCUCUUCUCCCGGCUAAACAUGCCCAGCUCCCUUAGCCGUUCCUCAUAAGGCAUCGUUUCCAGGCCUUUGACCUUCUUGAACUGUGGUGCCCAGAACUGGACACAGUACUCCAGGUGAGGUCUGACCAGAGCAGAAUACAGUGGCACUAUUACUUCCCUUGAUCUAGAUGCUAUACUCCUAUUGAUGCAGCCCAGAAUUGCAUUGGCUUUUUUAGCUGCCGCGUCACACUGUUGGCUCAUGUCAAGUUUGUGGUCAACCUAGACUCCUAGAUCCUUUUCACAUGUACUGCUCUCAAGCCAGGUGUCCCCCAUCUUGUAUUUGUGCCUCUCAUUUUUUUGCCCAAGUGCAAUACUUUACAUUUCUCCCUGUUAAAAUUCAUCUUGUUUGUUUUGGCCCAGUUCUCUAAUCUGUCAAGGUCGUUUUGAAGUGUGAUCCUGUCCUCUGGGGUGUUAGCCCCCCCCUCCGUAUUUGGUGUCAUCUGCAAAUUUGAUCAAAUUUGAACAAAAUGCACUCCCUUUAUUUGCUUGGUUGGGAGCAAUGGCUAAUUUCUUUUAUUUCCCCAAUAAAUGUUUCCCCUCCCCCUGUAGUGCAUGAGUUCUGAGAACAUUAUGAAAAUAACAUUGAUUUCAUUUUGGAAACAAAGAACAGUAUCUCUUUUCACCACAUAUUGUGGGAGGAGAGGACAUAUUUCAGCAUACCAAAGUUUGCGUGGCCUUCUGCAUGUUGUUUUUGAAUGUGCAUUUACCAUGGUUGGUCAGAUCUAUUUAAAAUCUUAUUUAAAAGUUAGUGGGUUUUAGCAGUUUUAUUUAAGAUUUUAUGCUGAUAAUGAAUAGUAUGUAUUUUAAGCAUGGUUUUUAGCUCUAUCCUUGUAAACAUGUUUUCUAGAAACUAAACUGGGUGUACUUAAAAUAGUUGUCCUGUUAAAUAUGAGUUACUAGAGGUUAUAUGAGUGGCAAGUCACUUGUGACAAAGGAUGAGUGGCAAGUCACUUGUGCAGUCUUAUUAAAAAGCAAUGAGGCCGAGAUCCUGGUAUAAACUGGGUUGUAGAAAAUAAAUCUCACAUUUAGCAUUAAGUAAUUACAAUUAAGUAAUUACAAUACUGCUUUCAAAACAACUGAUGUUCCCAGAAUACCUACAGCAGCAUUAAACUGGGCUGAUGUUUCUUUUUGGGGGGUGUACUUAAGUGUAUCUUUGAAUUUGUAUGUUUAGGAGUACAAUGAGAUCUCAGUUAAUAAGCAAGACUUUAGAUGGACAAGCUGAUAUAUUGAACAGAAUGAAACAACUUCUGUGCCAAGGUCCAACAGAAAAGAGAGACCUAAAAUAAACAGGGAAGCUAAAUAGAUGAAUAGUUCAUAGUACAAAAGUUCUUCAAAUUAAGGAAAACACGUUUGUUUUUAGUUAACAAGUGGAGGCAGCCCUGUACAUGAAAACAUUUGUUUGUGCCUUAUAUCUUAUAGAGCAGGAAAGCAAAUGUUCCUUUUCAGCUUAUGAAAUGGCAGUCAGUCUUUUACAGUACACAAUCAGAGAAGUUGCUUGAGGAGGCUGGCCUUUCUGAGGUGUUGAGAAGCCGAGCCUUAUACCUGUUUAUCUGAUCUCUGAUUGGGUAAAAACUGUUGCUAGGCUCACUUCUUUGUUCCUGGGCAAAAUUAGAAAGGGGAGUGUGGCAUGUUUCAACUGCUUCUGCUGCUUUGCUCAGUUCUGCUUGCUUCAUUUCUUCUCUUUUGUUCUUUUCCAGAGGUAUGAUAGAUUAGAAAUUUACACAACUUUUCUGAGUUUCAGUAGGUUAGUCCUAAUGAACAUAUAGAGGCAAAGAAAUCUAGUAUUGUUAUGUUUUCAAGAAAUUAAAACUUAGAAUCUUAAUGAAGAAAAUUAGAUUUAUUUAAUCUGAAUUAUAAAAAGUCACACAGGCAGCAAUUAAGGAAUAGUUUCUGGCACCUGGACAAUAAGAGUUGCCAGAGAAGAAAGAUGAAGGCUGUUGCUGGUUUUAAACACUGCAUGUUGAGUGUUUCCAUGACCCAAGAUACAGAAAUGCCACCAUAUGGCCACAUUUGUGAUAAUGUUCAUAAAGGCAAUGCUAUUAUUUUUAUUUCAUUCAUUUAAACUAAGCAAUUCAUAUACUCCUUAACUACAAUCAUCUCUAGGUGGUUACAGAACAUAGAAUAUAGAAAAGGGGGAAAUUGGUUAAAACUAUAAAACCAGAAAGCCUGCUGGAAGAAAAGAGAAUUCAAUAAGUGUCAGAUGUUCCACAGGCAGUUACAUAAAAUUGGGCGUACUGUACAAUACUGAACGCACAGCUCCUGAGGCAAGCAUCUGAGCCAUCGGGGGGCCACACAGUGACUCCCCCAAAGACCUCAGUGAUCAGGCAGAGAUAUAAGGGAUUAAGUGGUCCUUAAGAUAUCCUGUAGCAAAGUUGUUGAGGGCCUUGCAAAAUACUAUGAAACUGGUCCAGUAGCAUAUAGACAGACAGUGUAAACCUUUGAGCACCAGAAUUACAUGCUGGCAAUAAUCUGGACCCACAGCACUCUCACUGCAGUAUUUUGCACCAGCUAGAGUCUCAAGACCAGGACUAAGGGUAGCUCCACAUUGCAGUAGUCAAGCCUUGAGGUUACCAGUACAUGAAUCACCAUAGCCAGACAAUCUCAAUCCAAGAACGUUUUUAGUUCAAGCAGCUGAAUAGAUGUGUCGGCAUAAAAAGUUCUUCAAUAACUAUUUGAAAGUUAGCAAGGAUGCCUGUGCAAUCUCUCAUGGAAGAGUAUUCUAUAGCAUGGGAAUGGUGAUUCUAAGGCUAGAUCUAGACACAUCAAAGAAGCGUUUCAGGAAAACGCGUUGUAAACUUCGUAUGUGAAACCGCGUUGGCGAAACCCCAUCUGGUGUCAGUCCAGUCGUGGCCGACUCUGGGGUUGCAGCACUCAUCUCGCUUUAUUGGCCGAGGGAGCCGGCGUACAGCUUCCGGGUCAUGUGGCCAGCAUGAGCCAGAGCAGCGCACGGAAACGCCGUUUACUUUCCCGCCGGAGCGAUACCUAUUUAUCUACUUGCACUUUGACGUGCUUUCGAACUGCUAGGUUAGCAGGAGCAGGGACCGAGCAACGGGAACUCACCUCGUCGCGGGGAUUCGAACUGCCGACCUUCUGAUCGGCAAGUCCUAGGCUCUGUGGUUUAACCCACAGCGCCACCCGCAUCCCCAUAAUGCAUAUACAAAGCAUAUAAAACACUUUUUCUUUACUUAUCCAGAUGAGUCCUAAUGGUUCAUAAUGUUCUAGUGUUGGUCGACACUUUGACACGAAUAAUAUCUAUGGAAAUCAUGGUACUAUUAAGUGCAUUUGUACUGUGUCAUUUACAAGACCAAACUUGAAAUUGUUCAGUAAAUAAGCCUUCAGAAGGGGAUUCCAUACUAGAAUCAUAUAACUACAAAUGAAACACUGAAAUAUUAUGUGUUGUUGUUCUUAACUGCAAACAUCACUGCUGUAUUGUGGAUUUAUAUUUUAGUAGUUCGUUAUUAGGAGGGAGUUAAGAUUUUCUGCGUGGAAGUUUUCUUUGUUUAUACAGGCUGUCCUAGGGUUUUUGGGAAGUGGGUUCCAUUAUACUUCCCUUAUCUUUUUCUUGUUUAUCUCUUGCUAGUACAGUGUAAAUAAUGAUAUUUAGAUGGGGGGAAGAGUUGCUGGAUAUGCAAGGACUUGAUAUUUACAUAUAGUACUUGUUUCAGUCUUAACAUUGACAUUGGUAUUUUGGAUGUUAAUGUUUGCUUGAUCUGAUCUAGGAGAACUUCAGAAUGAGGGUGGUAGAAGAGAUAUAAUGAAACAAAGUUUUUAGGCUGUAUGAGAAACAGUUAAAAGUACAUUGGAUCCACCAGGUAUGGCUUUGCAUAUCUGAUCUUUCAGCGUCCACCGAAAAAAAGUCACGGGGGGGGGGGCGGAAGGUCAGAGCAUUAGUGCCUAUUAUCUGUUUGUGAGUUGAAAGAAACUUAUUCUAAAUGAAGUUGUGGGUGUAAACCAAGUGUGGGGAACUUUUGGCCCUCCAGAUGUUGCUGAACAACAACUCCCAUCAGCCCUGGCAAACACAGCCAAUGGACAGAGAUAAUGGGAGUUCUAGUUCAGCAAUGUCUUGGAGGUCCAACAGUACCCCAUAUCUGAUGUAGAGCUGUUUUGUAAUGACAAUACAGCUUCUCUUUUUGCCUAUGUGCACAAUCAGAUCAGGAAGCUGUAGUGGAAAAAGCGGAAGAAAAACCGAGGAGGUAUAGGUUUGGCUUUAGGCAGCCAACCCUUCCUGUGAGUCCUUGCAGGAGCACUCCUGCCUUCAAGGGUGGCCCAGCUGGGGCUUGAUUGCCCUGAGUAGGAGCCCUAACUGCCACAGGUGGCGGCCAUGGAGAUAUCCAGCCGCACCUAGUUGAGGCAGGUAUAAAUAGUGCAGGGCAAUGGGGUCAGGAGGGAGAGGAUGAUGGACCCAAACACUGCUGAGGCUUCCCACGGUUGGAUCUGGUGUUAUAUGUGAGUGAAGGUCUGGUGGGGGAAUUGUUACUUUGGAAGUUGUUCCUUUGGGGUUACUUCUUGGUGGUAGAGUGUUUUGUGUUACUGUGUAAGAAGGUUUAAGGAGGUUUAUUAUUGAAGGUUUAAGGAGGUUUACUGUUUGAGGGGUUUUGUUUUUGUUACUCGUUAAGGCAUUUUUCCUGUUCUGUUGAAAUAAAAAUAUAUUUCCCCUCAUAUGUUAACUACCAAAGAUCCUUUAAAGAACCUGUAGAAUUAACUGGCAAAACAAAAGCCAAUACUCAUGGCAGGAUAGAUGCCUUCCCCACCUAUUUCCAAGAUUCUUUAUCACUAAACUGUGUUAGAGUAAUAUGUGAAGCAGUGUCCAACUCCCCUUAGCAUCAUUAUAUUUUUGUUGUUCAAGCAACAGUAGUUUGACUUCCUUUAAUUACUGAUUUAUUUUGGUGUGUCAAAUAUGCAUAUGAACAAUAAAGAAGAUAUAGGCAACCCCCCCUUUUUUUAAAUCCACACGUAUUGAGACAAAUUUUUGAGAGACAAGUAAAAUAAAGAGCCCAUUAUCCUGUCACAGUUGAGAGCAAUAACACUUUUUUUUUUUGCAAGUUCAGCAAUUUUCCUCCCUGAAGGGAGAUAUGUAUUGUAAACACUGUGAACCAACUGUACACAAAUCCCCACACGGAGUUAAUGUGCUUUGUACAGAGCAAGUGAAUACAUGUUGAGUCAACUGAAAGCUUUGGCUUCUGCAACUUUAUUUUUCUGUUUCCUUUCAGUUCUUGAAAAAUAGUGCAAAUUGACACGCGCUCACUCAGUCACAAGGACUGACAGAACAUCUUUUUAACCUUAGUGAGGAGCUUUGGAGCCCCUGUUUGUAGGAAUUUGUUCAUGAAGAUGAUGGAAGUUUGUGGAAAUAUGCAGACCAGUUGUUCCCCAGCAACAACUAGCAUGUUGCAUCAUUUUCUGGCGUGACACAGUUAGCAAGGAAAGCUGUGGCUGGAACGUGGGCAAAGGACUGGGAACUUUGAAAUCAGGGCAGAUCGGAGAGGGAGAGGACAAUGCUGAUGCCCAGUAAAUCGCCUGAAGAAGCUAGCAUAGCCUAAAGUGAACUGCACCUUUUGAACAGAGCCCUUUUCGUUUUGCAAGCCUUUCCUCAACUGGGAAGGGUCCAGUUUUUGAGAAGACUUGGUUCCCCUUCCCUGUUGUGGUGGUGGUUGUUAUUGCCCUCCACCCAGCAGUAUCCCUAAGCGCCUAUUCCGUGGCAGGGAGGCAUGCCAGACAGAGCCAGGCUUCGUAAGCGCUGCCAAGAGCGCUUUCUAAGAUCAUAAGCGAACUUUAUUUGGAGAGUGGGAGGGGAGAGGGCUGGUAGUUGGCUCCAGGACCUGUCGCUGCCUGCAGCUGGGAUAUUGUGCCUCGCCUUGUCAGCGCUAAAGAAAAAACGCGGCGGCUUCUUUAUUAUUAUUAUUUUUCUGCUUAAAGAGAGCGGUUGAGAAGGGAGUCUUGGGAGAGCAGGCGAUGAGGGUCGGGGUCGCCGUCAGGAGCUCGCGGCCCGAGUCAGGGGGACGGGGCGUAAAUCCACGUGCCGCUCUCCCCGGAGACCCUCGGUCCUUCGUUUUCGCCCCCCUUCCCAGGCGCUUUUGCCUGCCUGCGAGUCCCUCCGCUUCCCGGUCAUUGGCGGGCAGCCGCCAAAGGGGGCGGGCUCUGCUGGGCCUGUUGUUUGUGCUGGGCCUGCCCGCCCACAGGCUGGCAUUUAAGCCUCGGCCUGCCGCCCUUGCUGAGGCGAGGAGGCGGUCGCGCGCUCUGAGCAGCACCACCAGCAGCUCCUCCUCCCCGUGACCCGAGCUAGUAGGCAUGCAGCUGGCCAGCACAGCCAACCGGACCUCGGGCUUCUGCUGCAACCACUGCGGAAGCCAGCAGUGCCGCAAGGUAAAAAAAGGGGGGGAAGGGGGGGCUUGAACCAGCGGGAUGCAUCGGGAGGAGGGGACUCGCUUCGGGCUCCGAGGUGCUUCAGUCUGCUGCUUGUGAAGUAGAGUCGGCUCGCGCGCCGCUUGUUCGGCUGUCAGUCAACGGGAGUGAGAACGAGCGAGCCUGAGGUAGAUUCAGCUGUUUACGGAAAGGCUCCCAGCUUCAGGUGUUCUUGCUGGCUUCGUCGGCGUCGCUUGUCAUUUCGCCACCCCCACCCCCCACUUGCAUGCUCUUAGGUUGGGUUGCAGAAAAAGCAUGUAGGGGAAGAAUAGCACCUUUUUUGAGGGGGCGGGGAGAUGCUGGAAGCGUUGCAGCGUUGUGAGGAUCUGCUUCUGAAUCCCCUGGUUUGCCGUAUUGGCGUGUUCUUGAAGGCUCAUUUGGUCCUCCUGCUAAGAACCUAAGGGUGACUGGCUUGUAAAAGAUCCUCUUCUGUGGUUUCAACAGACCUGGGAAAGCAAUUCUACAUAGAGUCAAGGGCAAUUAUUUAAGUGCCAUUGUUGUCUUUAAAAGUUGUUGGGUGUGCUUCGAAACUGGGUAUUGCAGCCCAUUUUAAUGCUUAAAUGUCGGAAUUGUUUUGUUUGUAUUGUUUAUUCAUGGAUGGCAAUAUUUCUCCCUUGAAAGCCUCCUGCAGCUCCUGCAGCUUUAUUUUGGAAGGGCUCAGGUGUUUGGAGGACAAAGCUGGUUUUUGCUAUGUGCAUGUUCUAGAGUAGCAUACAAACGAUUGUGAUAAUAGCUAUGGGGUAGCCAACGUGGUGCUUCCCAGUUGAUUCUGGAUUAAAACUUUCAUUAUCCCUGAUCAAUGGUCAUGAUGCUUGAGACUGAUAGAAGCUGAAGUCCAAUAACAAGGUGGAGGGCACAGCACUGUCUACCCUACCCCUGCACUUACUUUUCAAAUCCCAAACACAAACUUGAUCAACAAAUGAAAAACCACUGUAAUAGUCUGCAGUCUUUUCAAAACCACCUUCUAGUAUAAAGUGUACUGCUCAAGUUCCCUUCUGUGGUUAGAAUUUUUGGAGAAUGUGGGGAAAACUUAGUAAAAGUGUUGAUGGGGAAAUUAAAUGUGGAACUUCACAUCGAACCACAAUAUCAGUUUAUGAAUAACAGUAACUAAUGCUAGAAUUUUCCAGUCUCCUGCAUUCUUACAUAUCAGAAAUAUAACUUUGGAGACAUCACAAGGAUCUUAGUAGUACUUCUCUUAACUAAAAGUAAUUAUUUAUGCAUGACUGUAGUUAAGAACAUAAAAACAUGAAAACGGGAGCUGAAAUAUUAGCAGUAAAUUACAGUACAAUUUUGACAGCAUAUUGAUAAGCAAUUAAACCUACUUGAUUUAUGUCUGAACUUAGUUGGAAUGUUUAACAUUUAUAUACAGGCACUACAAUAUUUUCUCAGUUUCUAAAAAGUCCUCUGAAGGCAUCGAGUGCCAAAAUUGUAAAUAACUGGCAAAUAAUUUAAACAUCUGAAAGUGAUGUAAGUUGUCAGUCAUGAAUCAUAAUGUUAUUCAGAGACUAGGCUACAGUGGGAACAGUGUGUGUGGAUAACAUCUCUGACUAAGCAAAGAGAAGCUCGUUGACUGUCUACCUUACUGCCCUGCAAGUAGCGAGAGGCAUGCCAUUUUUAUGCACAAGAGGGACAAAAAGAAUAGUAUGCCUCUGAGUCUAGAUAGCUCUCUUGGAGACAGUACCAUUCUUGUCUCAAGCUGAAAUGAAAACAUGAAUUUUCAGUGUGUAUCAGUUUGUGUAGAGAUGUCAAAUACUUUAAUGCAAUGACUGCAAUGCAUUAACUGUACUGACAUUAACAGUAUCAUGAUCAGUGAGUUAUUGUCUUCAAGUGACAUUUGAGCAAGGCAUGGAAGUUUUAACUUGCUCUCAUGUAACUAAAGAGGUACAAUACUGUGGUUUUAUAAAACACACAUUAUUUCUGUACUGAAAAGUGAGAACAAGAGCAUUGGAAAUAUCUACCCAUGGUUGGAACCAUGGGCGGCUCCAACACCAAACUAGUUCAGUUUCAGUUUAACAUAAGAAGAGCCUGCUAGAUCAGGCCCAUCUAGUUCAGCAUCAUGUUCUCACAGCAGCCAACCAGAUGCCUGUGGGAGAUCCACAGGCAGGACCUGAGGACCAAAGUGCAUGUGCCUCCUGUGGUUUCCAGCAACUGGUAUUCAGAAACAUACUGCAUCUGACCAUGUGGGCCGAGUGUAGCCAUCAUGGCUAGUAGUCAUUGACAGCUCUUUCCUGAAGGAAUAGUCUAAUCCUCUUCUAAAGCUAUUGAAGUUGAUGGCCAUUGCUUCCUCCUGUGGGAGCAAAUUCCAUAGUUUAUGCAUUGCUUGAAGUACUUUCUUUUAUCUAUACUGAAUACUGAAGCAUUCAGCUUCACUGGAUGUCCACAACUUCUAGCAUUAUGAGAAAUUGCUAAAGCAGUUAACAUGCUUAGUGUUGGCUCCUUUGGGAAGAAGGAUGGAGUAAACAUGUUUUUUUUGUGUGUGUGUCUGGAAGAACUUCCUGACAGUAAGAGCUGUUUGAUUGAGAGUGGAAUGGAUUCCCUCAGAAGGUUGUGGACUCUCCUUCCUUGGAGGUUUUUGAGCAGAGGUUGGAUGGCCAACUGUCAGGGAUUUUUAAGCUAUGAUUCCUGAAUUGCAGGGGGUUACACUAGAUGGCCCUUGGGGGUGCCUUCCAACGCUACGGUUCUCUGAUUCUAAGCCAGUAAGCAAUAUAAUAAUCAAAUAUAGUGUAAAGGAAUCUUAGAAAUACAAAAGAAAUCAAAUCUACAUACCAAAUAGAACUUAACUGUGUCUCAAAAAACUAUGCAGACUAAAAAAUACAAUACAAAAUAUUAAUAGUCAGGUACAAAUAUUUUUAAAUGUUACCCUGAGCUGUAAAAAAUGAUGCCCAACUGCUCAUCAGACCAACUGCUACAAACAGCAAAAAGAGCAAGGAAGCAGGGGAAGAGAAAGAAAAUGGGGGAGGGCAGGAGAACAAAAGAAAAGACAAGAUGAGGGGAGUUUCAUCAUCAUCAUCAAUUUGGACGCAGCUGGUUUCAGUCUUCCCCUUCUGAUGUCAGCCCAAGGAUAGUGCCUCUCCCUGUUCCCAAACUGCUCAGCAUCUCCCAGAAGCAGCACUCUUUGAGCAGCACUCUUUGAAUAAGUCUGUGGGCCUGGUGUUUCAGAUAGGCCACAGCAGGUUUCAGUUUUCCCCCUUCUGACUAUGUAGUCACACCACGCAAGGAUUGGCCCUGAUAUAGGUAUGCAGAUGGCUUUUUCUAAUCACAUUAAUUGUAAAGGUAUAUGGCAAGUCCACUCACUAAUUUUGUAAUGCAUGUUGUGGCCCUUGCCAAAGGUUCUUGCCAAAUAUUUUCCCACUGUCUGCUGACUUGUAGGAUUCUAGUUGUGCACUGGAGUCUGUUGAUGCUUUUAGUGAAAGUAUUGUGGUACAUGUGUUUCAGAUUGGCAUGAAAUUUCAAUCUGAGAAAUCAUUGCUUGUUCUUUGUCAUUUUUAAACAGUGAACUUAAAAACACAGUUGCACAUACUUUUGUGGUUAAUGCAUGUAACUCCCACACUCAUGCAAAAACCUUCGAUAAGAUUACAGCUGUGUUGCUUCCUGAAAGAUACUGACAGAUUUCACAUUCUGGUUUGCGGAUGUGCAGAGAGGUACUUCAAAAGCCUUUAGUAUCACUGACAUUAGUCAACUGGCAGCUGUGUGCUGAACUCCUUGUUCUGGACACUUUGCCAAGUGCUUUAUGCAAAACUAGGUUUGCAGUGAACCAGGUCUCAUUGUUUUUAAUGGCAUCAGUAUGGUAUACUGUAAACAAGUGUGGCUUGUUAUGAAGCACAGAUAGAAAAUUUCCACAGACAGCACUUCUGCAACAAGGACAGUUCUGUUGGUUUCGGUGGUGAAUUCUUUCUUUCCCCUGAAACCACAGCUGAAAUGUUUAUAGCUAAAAGUUCAGAUAGUGCAAUUUUCUUUUCUAGGAACUUGGAAUUAGGAUCCCUAGACCACUGGGACAAGGACCAAGCAGAUUCAUCCCAGAGAUGGAGGUGCGUGGUGAUUUACAUUUUGCAAGUACACAGAGAACUUGUUACAUUUUUUGGUGGUGGUGAAUCUAGUAUUGGCUGAGGAACAGCUGCAAAGUAUUAUUCGCAUGUCCACAGUAAAUCAUCAGGAGUUUGGCAAGAAUUCUGCUGAAUUAGAAAACAGUAAUGUCCAUGUGGAAUUUUGAUAUUUAAUGGCACACUCAUACUAGCUUGUCUUAAUAAACCCAGUGUUGUUUGGAUACUAGGUAAGGAUUAGCUUGCCCUUUAAUUGUAGUGGACAUGUAUAUUUGUUUAAAUAUAAUUAACCAGCAUGUUUUUAGUGCAUAGUGUGAGUGUAUGAGAGAAGGUGAACAAGUGAUCUUCCUGGGCUACUUCACACGCUGGCUGAUAUAAAACUUGGGUGGUAAUAAGAGGCUUUAUCAAUGUGGCUUUGGUUAACAUUACGCCAAGCUUAGUAGUCAUAAACAUGUUUCCCACAACAGCUAACUAUUUAAAUAGCUCAGCAUUUUGGGGUACUACUGUUGCCUCUAUAGGCUAGCAUACUGCCCUUCAAUAAAUAUAUGUUCCCUGUCCACUUAUCUCUGUUAAAAUUUGAUAUAAAUCCUGAGGUUACAGGGAACCAGGCAGAGGGCUUUCUCAGUAGUGGUGCCCACCCCAUGGAACACCCUCCCAUCAGAUGUCAAGGAAAUAAACAGCUAUCAGACAUCUGAAGGCAGCCACAUAUCAGGAAAUUUUUAAUGUCUGAUGAUUUACAAUUUUUAAUAGAUGGUGUAAGCUGCCCAGAGUGGCUUAGGAAACCCAGCCAGAUGGGUGGGGUAUAACUAAUAAACAUAUUAUUACACGUUAUUGAUCCAGCACACAAUUUGCUAUACUUGGGGAUUCACUAAAGUCCUUCAGUUAUGAGAAGCAUCUCAUUUGGUAUAUUAAGAUUUAAGAACUGAUUUGGAGCUAGUAAAUAUUAACAAAUAUUCAUAUUGGCUGCUAUGUCUUUAUUUCUUACACUGUUUUGCUACUGUUCUUUUUCUAAUUCAAACAGAUUAUCCAAGUGAGCGCUGAAGAUACCCACAUGCAUGCUUUGUUUGCAGAGUCUUUCACCACUUUAGGGCAUUUGGACAACAUUGCCUUGGUGAUGGUUUUCCACCCACAGUACCUGGAGAGCUUUUUAAAAACUCAGCAUUAUCUGUUGCAGAUGGAUGGCCCACUGCCUCUUCACUAUCGACACUACAUUGGUAUCAUGGUAGGUUAAACUAUGAAACAGAAAGCAAUGGCAGUAUUUUGUACAUCUUUUAAAGUUUCUAUAUCAGAUAUGGCUGUACUUAAGAGAAACUUAGUAUCUUUACAAUCUCUUUGGCACUAAACUAAAAAACAUGUAUGCUCACCCAUGCAUUUUAUUCCUGUGUAUUUUAAUAAUUUAGUUUUUGUUUCUUUAAAAUGCUUAAGUGACUGUACAGUCAGAAAAUUCUAAAUUGAAUGAAGUGUGUGUGUGUGUGUGUGUGUGUGUGUGUGUGUGUAUAAAAUAUAAAUGAAGUUUGUUAAUUUUGUGGGAAUUCUGUGUUCAUAUUGUGGCUAACCUGUAGCCCUUUGGUAAUAUUGAGCUGCAAUUCCCAUCAGCUCCAGCCAGCAUGACCAAUGGAUGGUAAUGAUGUGAUUUCAAGUCGAACAACAUCAGGGGUCCACCGUUAGGCAUCUCUUGUGCAUGUUUGUUGUGCAUAUUGGUCAGAAAGUAUGGAGGAACAAAGGUGUUUAAUUUUUGCAAUCUGGAACACUUAUUUCUAAUAUUUCUACUUAUUUCUACAUUAUAAUUUUUCAGUGGCUAGAAUAGCAGAGGAAUUAUUUAAGGCAUUCUAGCUAGUAGUAGUCAGCGGAACAGGGCAGCUGCACUCACCUGACCUCCUGUUACCCAUGCCACUGCUGCUUACUGAGAGCGAGAGGUGGAGUGACAAAGGCAUGGUGCAAACACACAGAUGGGAACACUGGAUUGUGGCUCUACAAGUGCAUUUGUACCUUGCUUCUGCCUCUCCCCUUCACCUCCUGGUGACCACCACCAGCAAAGGCGACAGGAAGGUGAGGUGAGUGGCCUCAUCCUGUCAGCUUCUACUUAUUCUGGCAGUUCUAUUUGCCCUGAACAAAUCUGACUGCAGCAGUGGGGAAAAGGUUUCACUGGUCUAAAUCUCCUUUCCAAGCUGCUAUUAGUUCUUCCUGGAAAGUAAUUGUAUUCCCCCCCUCCAAACAAAACAAAUGACUGAAAUGCGCAUAAUUCAGGGCAAACAAUAGGGAGGUUUUUUUUGGGGGGUGAUAGAUUUAGAUUAGUGAAAUAAUGUAGGAGAGGAAAAGGUUUAAACAACUUCUUUCCUAGCACUGUUGCUGCAAUCAAAUUUUGCCUCGUGGCUGCUUUUAAGCAAAAUCUAAAAUGGCAAGAGACCGAGUCACGCAUCUUUUAAUACUUUGUAGUUGGCUCAUUUGUGACCAAAUAAUUUAAGACUGUCUGUUGAGGUUCUAGUAUUAUUGCUGCAGCUUUCCAGGAAAUCUGUCGAACAAAGAGAAUGACAGUUGUGGGAGGAAACAUCUAAUGAUGGCUGUUGUUAAAACAGUGUUCAAGCUGUUUUCUCUAGCCUUCAUGUAUAAAAGGGAUUGGAGGAACUAGACUAAAAUAGCAGAAACAAAGUAUCUCUGAUAUAUUUAAGUUAAAAUUAUGGGCUGCAAUCUUAUAUAAUUUUACCUGGAACAAAGUGGCCCUUUUUUGCAAGGACGUCUUGUGUAAAAGAAUUUGCCCUUUCUCUUAUACCCCCUCCCCCCGCAUGCCCCCUAAAUCUGUUCUGGGGGCAUCCUCCAAUCCUCUGGAGCAAAUUGGGAGGGGGUUGCAAGGAGAUAAGGGAGGAGAAGUUCUGUUGCUUGAGUAUUUGUGUGGAAAGAACAAUUUCAUUGGAUGCAACCAGUCAGUGGGACUUGAUUCUGAGUACACUGGUUUAUAAAGUGAAUACAUUUGUAUAUGGUAAAGAAAUAAAAGUUGCUGUUGGUACUGCUUUUGCCAUAUACAAAGCACACACAGAAAUAAACCACUAAGCAAACAAAAUACAUAAACAUUACAACACAGGCAGGUUUGGUUUUUUGUUGCUGUUUCCCAUUCUUGAGCAUAGCUAUACUCUGUAAUUAUCCAUAUUGAUAGGCAAGGAACUUCCCUGCAGGGAAUCUCUGUUUGAUAGUUCUUGUGCUUGUUUUUCCUCCAGGCUGCAGCUAGGCACCAGUGCUCCUACUUGGUUAACGUCCAUGUCAAUUGCUUUCUUCAUGUUGGGGGAGACCCUAAGUGGUUGAAUGGUCUAGAGAAUGCACCUCAAAAACUGCAGAAUUUGGGUGAAUUGAAUAAAAUCUUGGCACACAGACCAUGGCUCAUUACCAAAGAACAUAUUGAAGUGAGUAUUUUACUUACUUACUUAUUUACAUAUAAAUACUAUAUAUGUAAGCUCCCUUAACAUUUUUAUUUAUAUUUAAAGCUUUUCAAGCGUCUCUAGUAUUUUAAUCCAUACCUUUUUAAAUAUUUACUACCACGUGCUGUGUCAUAAGAUGCUAAAACAUUCAAACCAUCUUAAUAGAAACACAAGUGCUAAGUGUCUGUGCUGAACAACAUUCUUACUUGGAAAUUUACUACUGGGAUACCAGCUGGUUGGUUUUUUUUGGGGGGGGCAUGGCAUAGUACUAGGUACUUGCCAAGUCUUGAUAUAGAGCUCUCAGAUGGAUGGGCACCAUCCUUAAACUAUGAUUCAUGUUGUUUGCAUAUAGCACCUGAUGCUGAAGGAUCAUUUAGGGACAUGGUAGGUCCAAGUGCUUUCUUUUCUUUUCUUUUCUUUUCUUUUCUUUUCUUUCUCUCUUUCUCUCUCUUUCUUUCUCUCUCCUUUUUGAACCCUGAGAUUAACCAUCUAAUGUUUAUUUCCAUUUGUCAAAACAAAACAGAAUUAUUAUUUUUAACUAGCUCUCAUUAUACUAGACAGUAUCAUUUUAGUGUAUCAGUGACUAAUUUGUCCCUGAACACCUGACCUUAGAUACUUUAAAAAGUAAUUAGAAAUUAGUGUUUAGGAUUAUUUAGUUUCCCAUAGCUUAGCUAGCGUACAUUUUUGUUUCAAAAUUAUCUAAACUACCUUCAACUUUGAUAAUAGAGCAAUAUCAUGUAUAAAGUUGCAGAGCUAUAAAGUAUUCACCUAGUUGAAAAUCUUGUUCAUGGGUAUUCAGUCCCUGCAUUUAGUAGGAUCUUUCUGAUAUAAAAGCAUGAGUGUGUGUCAUGCUAGAAACAUCUGUGGCCUUAUUGUAUAAUCAGAUUUGUGAGGUAGCUACAAGCAAAGUUUCUAAGAGAACUUAUAAAUCUUUUUUCCUCCUGAAGCAACUUCUAAAGACUGAAGAACAUAGCUGGUCCCUGGCAGAACUGAUCCAUGCUGUAGUUCUCCUUACACAUUAUCAUUCGCUUGCGUCCUUCACAUUUGGCUGUGGAAUCAACCCAGAAAUUCACUGUGAUGGUGGUCACACGUUCAGGCCACCUUCUGUCAGUGGCUACUGCAUUUGUGAUAUCGCAAAUGGAAACCAUGGUGUGUAUGAGACGCAGGGCCCAGCUGCAAAUAUUGCUGUAAGUAUUUCACAUAUAUUAAGUAAGUUACAUACAUGAACAUUUUUUUCCAGCAUUUCCACUGGUAGUGAAGUAUAUGUACAUGAAAGUAUAUGAAAAAUCCCAGUAGCACUUUUUUAUUCAUUGGGGGUGGGGGCACAAAUCAGUGGCUUUUCAAAGCAGCAAAUGUAUUUGUACUUGUAUGAACGUAGAAACUGUAUUUGUAUUUUCUGAAGCAAACACAUCAGGGAAGCCCAGUUAGACCAAGGUCCCUAAAUGUGGAUAACGUACAGCAGGCAUAGGCAAACUUGGCCCUCCAGAUGUUUUGGGACUAUGACUCCCAUCACCCCUAGCUAACAGGACCAGUGGUCAGGGAUGAUGGGAGUUGUAGUCCCAAAACACCUGGAGGGCCGAGUUUGCCUAUGCCUGACGUACACACUUGAUAUGGAAAAUACAAGUGUCAGUUCAAGAAAUUUAUUUGCCGUGAGAGGUGUGGAGCUGAUCUGAGUUUCCCAAAAUUGAACUGAAAUUGUUCAAGUCCUCACUAAUUUAAUAUGAUGGCUUAGUUCAGGGGUCGGCAACCUAAGGCCCAUGGGCCACAAGCAGCCAACAGGGGUCGUUUAACCAGCCCACAAACCACCUGCUCAGCGAGUCCCCAUGGGCUGUGCUAAACCAGCACAGUGUGGGGACUCACUUCCGCAGCGCCGAAAAUUGUGGGCGUGAUCUAGCCCACGGAGGGAUCUCCACUGGAGUGAACUGGCCCAAGGCAAAGUAAACCUUGCCGACCCCUGGUUUAGCUGGUCUAGUGACUUUUGCCAUUGUCAAAAACAAUGUGUCACUGAGAAUUAUCAAAAGGUUCCUAAGGUGAGAGACAGGCUUACCAUGAAGCAGAUUCCAACUCCCAAGAAUGCACAUACACUUUGUAUAUAUGUGUAUUAUUAUUAUUAUUAUUAUUAUUAUUAUUAACAACAACACAAUGUGAAAAGCAGUCCUAAUGAAUUUCAGUUAUAAAAAACACAUCACAUUUCACAAGUGAGAUGUUUAAUCAGGAAUGUUGCUAUCUUUUGCGGGUGGGGGGUGAAGUACUAGCGGGAAUAGAGCAUUUGUUUUAAUUAUUCCUAACAUCUUUUACAUCAAACUACAGCCUGAGAACAAGGUGAUAGACAGAAAUUGGAUGUUAUGUCACUUAUGUUGGAUGUUAUAUCAACUAAAUUUUCUUGUAGGCAUGUGAUGCCAAUUUUAAAUGUAGCUGUUGUGUUUUUUGUUAAUAGCAUUUUAAGAAUGUGCAACCUUUUUUUGAAAUAGGCAUUUUUAAAGAACUUUAGAUCUUUGGACAGCAUUUUGCACAAGCUGCAGCUUUUGGACAAAACUUAAUAGGAUGUACUUCAGUUGAAGCUACUAAUGCAUCAAACACUGUAGCCAGGUAUCCCUGUCCAGAAACAGCUAUAACUGUUAAUUCUGCAUUACAUCAUUGCAUAAUAAAGGCAAAUAGAAUAUCCACGAAACUGAGGGCACCAUUGAAUUUAAGGUAGUAAGCAGGGAGGCAUAGAACUGGAACAUGGUAUAAUGCUUAUACUUACCUGUGACUGUAUACUCUCAGUACAAUAUCCCAAUGCAUUAGAAUAUUGGUUUGUUUUUUUAAGACCACCGAGCCUUUCUGUGAAGUAGAAGCACUUAUGGAAAAACUGAAGCAACUACAGGAAUGCAGAGAUGAUGUUAAAGCCAGUCAAGAAGAAAAGGCCACUCGUUUUGAGAAGGAAAAGAGAGAAAGCAUGUUGGUGUGUUGCUCAGGUGGGAACAUAGUUAAAGUCAACAUAUCUUUAAAAACCAUCUUGGCUUGUGGCGCAUGUCUUAGUGUUGCCUAUCAAGUUAAAUAGCAAAAUGCUUUUGUCAAUUCCAGAUCACAGCAAGUUUCCACUGUCAUGAAUAGAUAAUGAAACACCACAUUAAAACACUGAUCUCCUUUAUAACUCAAAAUCUUAAUUACAAGUUAAUCGGUUCAUCUGGGUAGUUGCCCAAGACAAACCUACGCAUGUAGGGAGGUAUGUUGCCAAGGGAUGUGUGUGUUGGGAUGCCCCACCCAGUGUGUCUACUGCUUAAUUAAGGUGACCCUUUCCCACUGGCUGUCAGCUAACACUAGCAGCAGAAGAGAGCCCUGGCCUUCCCUACUUGGAACAGCCACCUAGAGUCGUUUAUUUCAUUUGUUAGGCACCUACACAAGAAAGUCCAGGUAUAUUAAAAUGAAAACACAAACCCAGCAACAAGUAGAUCUGCAGUCUGCUUGCACCUAACACUGUUGCUGUGCACUUUAUUUUGGAAUAUAAUGGGGUGUGGGAGUAUGGACUUUGUUUCCAUCAACACUGUUGAUUGUACCAAGACCACAGCUAAUCUUGUGUACCUGACCAUGCUUGUUACUUCUGUGAGUCUGGAGUUUAUGGCCUCCCAAUAGGGAGUGAGUCUGUAUCUGGAGUGUUGCCAUACCAACACAGAGAAAGCAUUAAAUAUUAGGAACUGUUUGCCAUUAACAUGUAUACAUGAUUAGGUGGAAAUACGCAGGCAAAAUAGUGCUUGAAACUAAAGAUGUCCUCCUUUUGCUAUACUUUGGUUUUACUCCCAUCUUAAAUUCUGUUUAUAUCCUCCUUUCCACUGCCAUAUAAACCUAGAAGCAGGAUGUUGCUAGUUGUUGACAUGGUUUUCUGUAGCAUUCAUUUUUUAUUGUAUCUUAGAAAGUUUAGUAUUGUUGUGUCAGUGCAGUGUCAUGUCAAGAGCACAUGGAUACAAGGACAUACCCAAUGAAAAACUAGUGUAGUGUUGGGCUGCAUGUGAUCCCAAAGUUUGGCUGAAAUCCUAAAAAUACUGGCUUUCAGCUUAAAGCAACAAUGUGUUUCAAUCCCAUCUGACCAUACUGACGAGCUUGAAAUAUACAGCCUGAAAUGCUAAGACCAGAAACAAGAAGACUUGUUACUAAUUUCUGGCCCUGUAUUUUUUUCUGUUCAUCAAGUCAGGCGUUUCUUCUCAAGGGCCAUUCUCACAUUUGAAAAUAGUUAAGAAAUGCAUCUGUACUUUGCAUCUGCCGUGUAGAGAAAUUAUAUGCUCACUACUUGCAUUAAUAUGUGGAUGUUACUUAUUUUAUUUAUAUACUGCCCUUCAUGGUUCACAGCAUAAAAAUACAAAAUAAACACAAAAUACAGAGUUACGGCCUUGAAUUUCACAUAACUGAAGGAUAGGGAACUGGCGGCCCUCUAUCAUAUAGGUUCAGUGCUGCAUUUUAAAAAAGGUUUUGUCUAAUAAACUAUCAAUUUUAAUUGAUUUCAUGUGUAUUUAGUUUGUAUCCCUUUAGUCUAGAAAAGGAUUUUCAAUUUUUAAAUUGUAGCCAUUUGCAUCAGGGCUUUCUGUGUUAAGUUUUGCAAUGUUUUGUUACAUUUUUAACAGAAGAUGAAGAAUCUGUGCCAACAAGAGAUGUGUCUCGCCACUUUGAGGAUACUAGCUAUGGCUAUAAAGAUUUCUCCAGACAUGGAAUGCAAGUACCUACGUUCCAUGUUCAGGUAGGACUUAGGUUGCAAGUAGCAAAACUUGGAAGAGUGCGCUGCAUAAUUAGUAUUUAUACACUAAGCUCAUUGUAGGGCUUUACUAUUAUCCUAAGAAAAUAAGAUAGUGUUUCCAAGCUUAGUUUAAAACUGUGUAUGUAAUACAAUGGCAUCUUUCUUGGGAACUUGCACUCACGUACUGAAUUUGUUUUUAAGGACUAUUCAUGGGAAGACCAUGGCUAUUCAUUGGUAAAUCGUCUCUAUCCAGAUGUGGGGCAGUUGAUAGAUGAGAAGUUUCAGAUUGCAUACAACCUGACUUACAACACAAUGGCUAUGCAUAAAGAUGUGGAUACCUCAAUGCUCAGGCGGGCAAUCUGGAAUUAUAUCCAUUGUAUGUUUGGAAUAAGGUUGGUCCUGUUAUCUGUAUAUGGGCAGCUUUAUGGUAACACUGUGCACUUGUUUGUUAUGGUAGACAUUGUUGACAUUCUGAGUUUAGUAUAUAUAACCUGUAAAGAAUACUUUGCAAAACCUACAUCAAAAGUUAUGUUGUCCCAAACUGUAGCAGUCAUGGAUACAUUAAUUGGAUAAGCAAGAGGAGAAGGUAGUGGCUCUUAGUAACUCCUUAUCAGGAGUUCCAGGUCAGAGCAAACAGCCUAGUGGCUUGGAAUGUAAUUUGCCUUAAUUUGAAUAAAAUAAAAUAAAAUGCUAGUAUGGAACAGGGUUUUAUACUACUCUCCGGUUCAUGGCCUGAAGAAAUCGCCAAGGAACUGGAAUUAUUUGUGGGUAGGGGCAUGGGAAGCAGUGAUCUGCAGGAUAGAGAAAGGCAGAAGAAACUUGUAGCACUGUAAGUACCAUGUGAUAGUGCUUAUUCACACAAAGGAAGUAGUCUUCCAGAGCUGUGGGAAGCAAAGAAAAGCACUGGAGAAGGGAAGUUGUUCAACUGCAGAGAAGAGGAGAAAGUAUUCAGAAGGCUACUGUCAUGGGGCUGUGGUUGGAGAUCCACAGAAACACCUAUUCCUGUCAAGUAGCUAGUACGAUUGAUUGUACUGUAAUGACAAAAAUGUUUGUUUUUGGAGAGAUAAAAUUUUUCCCUUAAUUCCAAACAGAUAUGAUGACUAUGACUAUGGUGAAAUUAACCAGCUACUGGACCGCAGUUUUAAAAUUUACAUCAAAACUGUGGUGUGUGCUCCUGAGAAGACAACAAACAGAAUGUAUGAUAGCUUUUGGAGACAGUUCAAACACUCUGAGAAGGUAAGUUCUUCAAACAUAUAUUUUGACUUUGCUAUAUUGAGCAAUAAUGUUGCUUGAUAGUUAGAUAAUGAGGCCAAUACAUUUUGUUUGCAACUCCCAUGAUUCUACGUAGAUUUAAUCUCCCAUUUAUUACAAACUUGUAUACUUUUUUCAAAUAAGCAGUGUUUGUAUUUUUUACAUUCAUAGUAUGAGAGAAUAAGGAUUAUAAUGUUGGUUCACAUCAUUGUAGCAAGCUUGAUCAAAGACCUCAUUAAGGUAGGCCUCUGCCUGCUGCACCUACAUAGUAUGUUCUUGGAUCCCAGGGAAGGCUCUACACAGUGCCUUUUUUACAUUUUUUACAUUACAUUUUACAUUGGCCAACCUUAUCACACAGAGAGGAUGUAUUGGACACUAUUUCCCAUUUGCCUGUCUUCUGUACACAGGAUUUUAGUGGUUUAAUAAUUUUUUGUGUUGAUUCAUUUUAAUACUUUCAAACUGUGACCAUGGCUGUCAGAUGGAGAAACAUGCACUCUUUACAGAUCCAGGGCCAGUAGCCACCAUGCCACUGGGUUCACAGCCUAAUGGGUUGACCAGUGAAACAUUUAAUGACAGAAAUCCUGCGUGCUUGACAACAAUACUCUGGACAGGAGACGUACUUGAAACUCAGCUAUGUUUCUUAUCUUCUUCUUUAAAGGUUCAUGUCAAUUUGCUUCUCAUAGAAGCGCGGAUGCAGGCGGAACUGCUGUAUGCUCUGAGAGCCAUUACUCGCUACAUGACCUGAAAUGUUUGGCUGGUGGCUAACUAGGUUGGAAGGUGCAGCAGGUGCUGCCUACUAGGAGAUGCUACCGAGCUUCGGAACCAGUGGUGGCUAAAAGCCAUGAGAUCGAUUGUGCCAUAACUUUCUUUUAGUUUCAGCUCCUUCCUUGGUGGAAUAUUGCUACUGGGCUUGGUGGACAAAAUUGUUCAGAGAGGCUCCUUGAUCACUACAGCCUGCUCUUGAUAGCACAGGAAACCAUGAUUUGUGGCAGCCAAGUAGUUAAUUACGCAAAUCUUUAUUGUUGCAAGUAGAUAACAAAAUCUGGGGACACGAGGAGAAUUUAAAAAGACUUCUGCUUUUGAUAUAAGAAUAAUUGAUAUUUUUUAAAGGAAACGUCUUGAUGCUGCUGUACUUGCUAGUGAAAUGAAGAGACUAGCAAUUCCAAUUAAGCUACAAAUGAAAUCUGAGCCUUAUAUGGUUAUUAGAGAAAGUCCUUGCUAAUGAUUUGAAACUGAACUGUAUUCACACUAACAGUUUUGAUUGUAACAGGAGUGUCUAGCUUUAAAAAAAAAAGUUACUGGCCUGGACUUGUUCACAGUGGUUGUGUGGCUAAAUCAACAGUGUGAAAAGGAGUUAGAAUUUUCAAAGCUGCUUAAGACUGCAACUAUGUGAAAUGCUAAAUGCUUGGUAACAAGGACAAACAUUCUCCUAUUUCUUAUUGUUCCUAGAAGUUAUCUAAGGUGUGGGAAAGUUAAUUCAGACUAUCAGGCAGCCUCUCAAUACAUUUGCUUACCCAUGCCUAUGGUCCAUCACUUAGCUUAUGUAGUCAAGCAGGAAAAUAGCAUAACAAUAAAACCCUUAAGUUUGGCAUACAGCUGUUUCUGGAAAAUAUAUGGAUACUUUUGUAUGAGCAGCAUGAACUGCUAUAAAAUCUGUCAGUAUUACUGAAUUGUUUAAAUAAAACAAUUUUUGUUCUGUUCUUAUUUCAGGCAUUUUAUUUGAACUAGCAUUAACUAGUAUAGAGUAGUGAGUGCGAUAUCUGGCCCUGCACUGCUGUCUAUUUGUGUUUGAGGGGAAAGAACAAAAAACUAAAAUGCAACCCUUGACAGUUUAACAGGAAGCAUCUGCUAUUUCCUCUAGU
Podarcis lilfordi (Lilford's wall lizard) is the source of this 45573-nucleotide messenger RNA. Lineage: Eukaryota; Metazoa; Chordata; Lepidosauria; Squamata; Lacertidae. The record is from the annotation of a GenBank genome assembly.